Xyrichtys novacula (pearly razorfish) is the source of this 61171-nucleotide messenger RNA. NCBI's taxonomy places the organism in Eukaryota, Metazoa, Chordata, Actinopteri, Labriformes, Labridae. The record is from the annotation of a GenBank genome assembly.
GAGCUGUGCUGAGAGAGAGGGAGAGAGAGAGACACGCUGAGUUUUGCUCUUCUCAUCCUCUGGAAUGCAUCAGCUCCUCUAACUUAUCUGUGCAAAGUCAACACACGACUGGAUGCGCACGAGCAGACUCCAAAAGUUACCAUGCGCAUCUAUUUAUAGCAACUCAGCGAAAGAUUUGAGUAACUUUUCCUCCUCUUCUUCUUCGCAGUUUGCUCCUAAACGUUUAUUCAGCAAUACCUGCAAGGAAAAGUGAAGCAGUCCUCUGUCGGGUCUGAGGCGAAUCUCCUGUCCGGGAGACAAGGUAAAGUAACACUGACUCGAGCGCAAUUUUGCACUCUUUUUCAGUGCACGUUUUAUUCGACUUUAAGAUGAAUUAUUUCCCAACUUCAUUGUUUGUAGAAGUUAUAAACUAUCUACCUUGACGCGUGCUGCUGCUGAAUUUCUUUUCUUUUGUGCGCAGUAGCAUCUCCUGCAUUCUCCUCAAAGACUUUUUCAUUUUUUCUCUCUUUUUUUUCUUCUGUGUUAUUGUUUUGCAGCUUUGACUCCAGACUGCGGAGGUCGACAGGGCUGGGAAACCAGUUAAGGAGACUUUUACCUUCCCGAGCACUGGACUAGUGCACUUGAGCGCGGACAAUAUGACGGACAGUAAGAGAGAGGGACGGCUGCUGCAGUUGGCCGUGGCUCUGGUGGCCUUGCUGUCGCUCUGCGCACACUUUGGAAGCUCAGCAGAGGUGGUGGAGACCGGGGACAGCGAGAUGGUGACCAAACAGACCGACUCCAGAGCCAGCAGGGCCAAGAGAAGGGGAGGCACGGACGUCCUGAGAGGGUAAUGUGACCAUGAUAAUCCUCAUUAGUCCAAUUUAGGCACCAUUUCCCCCUUUUUUCCUGUAUGCCCACAGCUUUCAUUUCAGCCUUUUAGUGUGUUGUUUGUCCUUUUUGUUUUGUGGCACAGAGCAGGUGUUUUCAGCUUUAUUUACAUAAACUGAUGAUCAGAAAACAGCUGUGUUUUCUAUUAAUUAUAAUGCAGUCUGAGAGCCAUGGGUGACAUUGUCUGUGAUGGGAAGUUUGCAGCAAAGUUUGAUAAUUAAAUACUGGCAAGACUAUCACAUUCCUGCUGACUGCAAUAAUAAAUGACAUCUAAACAAAGGAGGCCAUUGGUCGUGUGUGGCUGUAGCAGACAGAGAGAGAGAGGGGGGAAGAGAGAGAGGGGGAAGAGAGAGAGGGAGAGAGAGAGACUAAUCCCCUUUCUGGCCAAAAACACCACACCCCAGUUGUGGAUAAAUCACAUCUGCAGCUGUACACAGUGGGUCACUGCUGGAGAGAUUGAGUAUGUGUGUGCUUUGUGUGUGCGCUCGUGUGUGUCUGAAAAAAAAAAAGAGGGUGAGGGAGAGUGAGAGACAGGAGAAAGUGGGGAAGAAAAGGAAAGACAGAGUGUCUGUGUGGAGUGAUGACAGCAAACAGCUGAUGAGGGUCACACAGUAGACAGCUCAAUGAGCCUCCUCCUCAGACAUUUUUAUUUGACAUGCUCCAAGUUAAUUUAUCAGAACAUCUGGCUGCACAGGCAGGAAGUGCAUACAGGCUGCACACUGUGUCACGCUGACUAACCACAAUCAGAAUGUUUCAGAAAUCUGGCAGGUUUCAUUUUUCACCUCAUGUUUCUGGAUGUGGAGUUACUCUCUUUAGAGCAUAUUCUGACCCCGGGGCCACUACAAGCCCAGGAGGGUAUUCAGCAUUCGUGUAGGCCUUUUGUGGACCUGUAGGGGGCAGGAUGGCCCAGGGUUCACUGUCAUGUCACAUGGAAUAUUUUUUACAGGUGCAUCAGAUUCCUUAAAUUACCUCAAGCAGGAAAAUAUUUUCCUUAAAAACAGUAUUUGUCAUCGGGAGGCUUCAGAUACGUGUACGCUCAGUAUCAAGACCCAAAAACUGUGGGUGGAGCACUCAAGUAGAAGUUCAAAAACUGUGCUGCUCAUUACAAAAGCUUUAUGUUGAAGUUUCUACUCAAGUCAAAGCACCUCAGGAAAGUGAUAAAAAUGAACCUUCUGUAUGAAAAGAAAAGGUCUCAGUGCAGUUUGUCGUUGCUUUUUUCUUCAGUGAACAUCACUUCAUUAAAUCUCUAUUAUCAACCAAAUUUUGAAGGAGAAGUAGUUUGUCAUAGUGGGUCUAACUUGGCACUGUUUUGAUCUGAUUUGUAUAGAACUGCAUUUACUGACAAGUCUGACUGACUUUGAACUGGCAAAUUGAUCCACGGACUAUUAUCCUAACUGGUUGAUGGUUUAAUUUGCAAAAUAUUUUGAAAAAAGUGAGAUAAUUCCGUCGUUACCAGAGUUUUGAAAGAGCUCAUUUCACCAAAUGUCAUGCUCAAAAAUAUGUAUUUUUUCAAAAGCAUAAUUAUUCAAAUAAUUCAAAGGAAAAAAAACAGGAACUCCUCACAUUUGGGAGGUUGAUGCCAUGAAAUGCUCCAAAAUGAAAAAUGAUCACAAGGAUAUAGCCAACGAAAUUUCCAUCAGCUGACUGUUUGAUUAAUUGGCUAAACUUUCUAGCUUCUUUAGUAGACCUGCUUUUCUUGGCCGGUUUAAUUUUGAGUUACUGAAGCGGCCAGAUGAGUGUCAUGGAGUAUGAAAUAAAUAAUUCUAAGAGACUUUGUUAGACGGUGAAAGAGAAGAAGCAGAGUCUCUGAAAAAGACUCCAGCAGUGCAAGUAACUGAAAUUUGUACUUGAAUGCAGCACAGAGUAAAAAUUCUCUGCGAUUCCACAUCUAAGAGUAACAUAUUGUAUAGUUUGUGGGUUAAUACCAGGCUUGUUGUAGGUUUGUGUGUCACGAAGCCUGCUGAGACAAAGCUGGGAACUCUCUUCAUGAAUAAAAUGAACUAGCUUCAUAACUAGCUGAACUGUGUAACUCGAUUACUGACCUUCUGAUUCUGUUUUUACAGACCAAAUGUUUGCGGAUCGAGGAACAACGCCUACUGCUGCCCAGGCUGGAAGACUCUGACUGGAGGGAACCAGUGCAUCGUCCGUAAGUGUCACUACUACUUCACUGCUUUUGUGGAUCUAUCCGCUCACCACUGUCACUGGUGCGACUUUCCUUGUCUGGACUAGCACCAUGCUGUUUUUAUUAGAGAUUUCUCAUCACAAAGCGUUAUCCAGCAGACAUGCAAAGUGACAUCAUGUUAUAUUUAUCUAAUUUCCUGGAUUAGAAAAUCUCCAACAGGAUUGUGACUACAGCCAGAUAGACCUACUAUUUUAUUUGUAGCAUAAUGGACUUCUGCGCUUUUUUUGUACUUAGAGCAGCAUCAAAUCUGGCAUUUCUCUGAGUCUGUUAUUAAAAUUAUUAGUCAGACAAGUUAUUAUAAGCAAAUGCAGUGUUUGUUAAAAGCCUCUUUAAAGCCUCUAGAAGGAAACGCUGAGAGCGCCUGAGGCCGAGUCCAGUUUUCCAUGAUGUGCUAUCAUUAAGAAUCUGGUUACAAUUGGGUUAUUUGGUGAAGUAGGUGAGUUUGGAUAGACUUUUCUUUCCUUGGAUCCCAACCAGUUGCUUCUUCAGGUCUAAGCUUAACCAUUUGAUCAUGUUUCAUUUUAAUGUUUUAAUGAGGUCAGAAAGGUCUCAGUUUUGACAAACAUGCUGAAGAACAUGACCUCCUUGAGUGAAUUUACUGCAGUAUUAUCAAUACCUCUAAAAAUCUCAGUACAUACUGUAUGUUUACAUGGAACAAACAUGAGCGUAUGCAAAUGAACUAAAACACCUAAAUGGUUCUGCUGUUGAGUUUGACCCAAAUAUCUUUUUCAACACAGGUGUGCAAAGCAUUUUGUAUAUUUUUCCAUUUCUUUGUUAAUAUGACUCAUUUACGGGUUUCGACUUAGAUUCUAACCACAUGUUUCCAUUGUUAUGUUUUAAUGAGUCUGAUCAACCAAUAGUUUUACAUCGAAGUGAGGCUAAUAGUGGUGACAACAUACUUCAAACAACUGGGAACAACUGGGAUUGGCGAUUAACUUUGGCCCAUUUACCCUGGCAUCCUGGCAGUGGUUUCUUUUUUUCUGUUUUUUCUUUUCCUUGUAUUUCCUCCUUACCUCUACCCCCCUAUCCCCCACCUCUCUCUCCCUCCCCUCCCUUAGCAGACAGGAAGGUCUGAGAGGCUGUAGCGUUGUGUGUGAUUGCAGUCUGGCCGGUCGGCUGGCCGGAUGCCUGUCGCGGCUCUAAUGACAUUGUUUAGCAGUGGGGUUCAGGGAGUAGGGGUCAGUGGCUGGACUCUACCUGAUGGGAGGUUGGGGAAGGGGAAAAUAGUCUGUGGGAAAGAGAACAAAUGAGUGAAAACAGCCCGAACCAACUGAAAACACACACUGGUACACAUCUAUGGCAGAGAAAUACUCAAAGAAGAAAAUAGCUUGAUGCUUUUGCCAAGCAGGCAUCUGUAACUAAACCAUGAUGAGGGUGAAAAAGGAAGAUUUGGCCACAUUUGGAGUGUGGUCUGUUUGAGUUUUGAAAUAUUACAGAUGAGAGUUCAGUAUGAGGUUUAGAUCAUUGCCAAAGUUGUACCAAAUGAAAUCUGAACCUGAAAUCCAAAAUCUGCAGCUGGCAAGAUGAGGAACAACAGAUACAUAACAUGAGUUUACUCCCACGCAAAAAUCACGACAAAUCCAGACACCACAACAUGAGCAGUGCUGUUAUUCCAUCUUGCACCUGACAGAGGACAUUUUUCUGUUGUCUGACCCAGUGUGAUGUUCCCUUUUUGCAGCAAUCUGCCGGAGCUCAUGUGGAGAUGGAUUCUGCUCCAGACCCAACAUGUGCACCUGCCCAAACGGCCAGAUCGCCUCAUCCUGUGGAUCCAAGUCAGGUCAUUAAACAGCACCUCCUCUUUUACCAAUGAGUCAGCUCCUUUGAAGCUCACUAUCAUCAGCAUGAUGGGUUUUAUUAUAUGGUGUGCCUGGAUUGGGUGGGGGCUAGCUGGUACGGGGCCAGCAUAUAAACACGUUAAUGGCAUGAUUUAUGUGAGGAGUGUGUGUUGAAACUCUGUGUUUUUUUGGGAAAGUACCGCCUUGACUACACCCUUGUCUUUGCAUCUUUUUAAUAAAAGAGCCAUAAUCUUAAGAAAAACAUUUCAACAUGCAGAAACACUAAUGACAAGCAGUGAUGGAUGAUAGAUGGCAGAAAAUAUGCAGCUUUUUCAUUUCUUUUCCUCUGCAGUACAAAAGUCAGAGUCACUAAUUGGCUCAGAUUUUUUGAGUUCAGACCACAGUGUGCUGUUUGCAAUUUUUUUUUCUGAAAUUUUCUUCUCCUUGUCAUGAGUAAUGAGAACUAACUAGUGGUACAAAAUAUGAAAUACAUAGCCAAAAGGUCUCCUCAAAACAUCUCUUGAAACUUUCUCAAGCGGAUGAUGUAUGUUGAAAUCAUAUUUCUGCAACUAGCAGUCAGUCUCGUGGGUUGUUGUGUUCUUGUGAGUGUGAGUCAGUUAGCCGUGUUUGUGAGUAUUGUGUGUGUGUGUGUGUGUGUGUGUGUGUGUGUGUGUGUGUGUGUGUGUGUGUGUGUGUGUGUGUGUGUGUGUGUGUGUGUGUGUGUUUUGGAAAACUUCCACAGUAAAUAGCUCCUCCAUGUUGCUUUCUUGCAGCACACAGCGCUUCAAUCCAAUGCGUUCAUCUGUUUGCACACCAUAAAUUUCUGAAGUCAGAGCGUGACUUUCAAAAAAACACGGUUCAGAGUGCAUUUUGUUUAUGUUGUAAAUCUGAUACACGGUGCAUGUUUGUUUGCCCUCAAUGUAACUCCAGCGCUGCUCUGUGUGGGCGUCUGUAUGAUUGUGUGUUUGUAUUUUCUUCCCACAGUUCAGCACUGUAAUAUUCGGUGUAUGAACGGAGGAUCAUGUGCUGAGGACCACUGCCUGUGUCAGAAAGGCUACGUGGGAAACCACUGCGGUCAACGUAAGCAUCUUUCCAAACACAUUACAAGACCAGUAUCAGUGUAUUAUUGAAUAUUAUCAACAUUUUUAAACAUAAUUCACAGUUUUAUCAAGCUAAAAUAUGCUAAAAAAAAAAAUGUAUUUGGUGUUAAUUUUAGCAAUGCUAGUGAGGCUAUGUUGUAAUAGAGAACACCGUAAACAUUAACCUGUGAUACACACCUGUAUUUUAUCAGUACCCCAGAGUGUAUGUUGCUAAGCUAGUGUCAGCACCCAGCUUGUGAUUGAUUAUGGCAAGAUCUGAUAAAAAGUGUGGCAGGGAAAGCUUAGAAGAAUUUCUGAGGAGGCUCACUGGAGAUGUGUCUUUGGGCUCUGGCAACUCUAUGAAGGGUUUCUUAACAUUUCUUCUCAGGAAGUCAAUCAAACAAUUAAAGUGCAACACUACAUGUUAUGUCAGUCAAUGUCAUUGCCAAGGCUGUUCACCCAAUGGAAAAAAUGUCCGUGAUGCACCACAAGUCAAAGCUCACUACUCAUUGCCUUUACAUGUCAGUCAAUCUGUGCAGCUGUUGCUCAGAUGGUCCAGCUUAACAUCCUGACAGGACCUGCUGCGUAACGUCAUGUCAGCUAGUAUUCACGCUGGAAAGGAAGUUAGCGUUCUCUGAAAAAAAUCCAGGAUGUAACUCUUCUGAGGCUUUUUGGAGAACACCAUCUUCUGAGACACUUUCCAUGGUGGUGUUGUGCAAAUAAAAACUACAUCCGCGUCAUACAUAUGUUGCUCAUACCUGUGGAUUUAGACUAAAGUUUGGGAGGUUUGAACUCUGAUAAAACAACCACACAGACAACAAAAAGACAAAGACUAAAAUGUGCACUUUUUCCUAUUUUGAAUGGUUGUGCCUUAACUCAAAAUGUGUCCAAUUGGGCAGCAAAUGGCUUGUUAUCCAAAACCUCCAGGUUACUUAAAAAGCCAGAACAAAUAUGAACUAGAAAAAAAAUAUACAUUUCUUAUUUGUUUCCUACAGUAUUUGGUAGAAAACUCUGAGUGUUUUUGUAAUGUUACUGUCAAUUUAUUUGACGAGAAAAACAUAACAUUCGUGGUUAAUGGCUGACCAGUCACCCGCAGCAAAAAGGAAACAAGAGGAAACAGCCCAGAAAACCAGCGAGGGAUGUUAUCACACACAGAAAGAGCGAAAGAGUGAAAGAGACAUCAUUAAAAUUGAAGAAAGCAGACAGGAAGCAACCACAAACCACAACACGGUAUGGGAUUUGGCAGUGUCAGGGCACUGGAUUUAGUGAACAGAAAAUGCCAUAAAAACAUGCCUUAGGAGGACCAAACUGCUGUUAUUUUCUGCAUCUGCUGGGAUAGACAAAUGAAAGUACAUAUGAUUUAAAUUAUUGGUGAAUGAAUAAAAUUUGAAGUUUAAUGUGGUUUUCACCAGAAAAGUGGGUUUAUGUUUAGACUUAAGUAAAAAUUUUAAGUCUAAUGUUGACUUGACCUGCAACGAAGCUAAUAAGAAUAUCAGUGCUAUGGAGGUGCAAACAACCAUCAACUCUGAAAGACUAUUCUUUUAGUUGCAUUAAUAAAUCAUUUUUAAAUCAAUCAAAAACUUCUUUUAAUCAAUAAUUAGCAUCAACUUGUAUGUGUAGUUGGUAGCUGGGUACUAAGUGGGAUGGACAAGACCACCUUUGCAUCAGGGUCCUGUAUUUUGCGUAACCACCCAUUCACUAUACACUAUCCUUUACUCAACAUCCCAGGGACAAACUUCCUGUUCAACUCUGACCAGGCAAACCUACUGUAGUUGUACGUGCACUGUGUUGCUGUGUAAAGAAAAAUCCUCCCCAGUGUUUUGGGCGUGCUCACAUUUGUUUUUACCUCCAAAAGAAGCAGUUGACAUAAUAUACCCAAACUGUUGGCUUGUCUGCGGCUGCUCUGAAUGACGGCUGCUUGUUUUCUGCAACUUAUUUUUAUAACAAUGUCACCAUGUUCCCAGAUCUCCGCAGAGGAUUUAGUGACUGAAAUGUUUUUACAACCAAUAUAAAUUAUGACCAAAAUGACAAACAUAAAACCAGAAAUACUCUCUUUUUUUCCUCACAGCAGUGCCCUCAUGUUACUGUUUGUCAUUGUUUGUUUUCAUCUAUUUUCUUCUGCAGCGGUUUGUGAAAAUGGCUGCCUGAAUGGAGGACGGUGUGUGGCCCCCAACAGGUGUGUGUGUACCUACGGCUUCACCGGAGCUCAAUGUGAAAGAGGUAACGAGCACCACGCUACAUUACAUAGCAUUUCCCUCACUCAUCUUACAUCACACUGUCUCUGUGCUCUACAUUCCCAACGAGUGAAGUGGUUUUCAAAGCCACAUGUGCUGCUCUUGUGAACGUGACUUGAUGUUGUAUGGCGGUUUGCUUUGUGUGACUGAAGACGACUCGUGCUUAGUCAUGCCGGCAGCUUCAGGAAUGUGGUUUGUUGUGGAACAUUUGCAUGUCAAGCUCAGGCUCAGAAAUGACCAUUGUUUUCCACAUCUGCUUUCGAACAAUGCUUUGGGAAAAGUAAUGCCUGUGACUGUGACUGAUCGCUGUUUGUUAACCAAAGACCUCCCAACCUCUUGUGGUUGCUCUUUGGCACAUGAGAGUAAAAGGCUCUAAAGUAUACAAACACACGCAAACCGAGGGCCGCCUGCGCUGUGUUUGUGAGUCAAACGUGCAUGUAUGGAGGCGUGUGAGCGUGUCUGUCUAUGUAAGUGCUGGGAUCUUAAAGUGAUGACCUGAAGAGGCCAAAGAGGUAACCCUGCAGAGCUAAUAUUUGGAUUUGAAGCUAAACUCCUUAUUAGUUAUGUCCCUCUUAACGAGACCGUGCUUGUCAGAAGCCCGUUAGUGGGGUCUGGAUUUGAGUCUGUGGUCUGGUUUACUUCAGUGUUUUCUUCAACGCUGCAGCUAAUAAGACCCUAUCUGGGUGUUUGGAGGGUUAGCGCCAAGACUUAUCUGUUGGAACACACUUCAACAUGUUGUUACUUUGGUUUCCCGUGGACCCUUUGGCAGAGGGCAUGUGAGACUGAAGCACUUUCCCUUUUCAGCAUGCAGCGUCUUUGAGUCGUUCAAACUCCUCAGAGAACACAACAGGAUCCUCGGAGUAAUUAUCCCUAAUGAGGAAAUGAUGUAUGGGCAAAGAGUUUGACCACAUCUGGUUUGGAAAUUUUGAUUUACUAUGUAAGGUGACAAGCAUGCAAACUGGCCACUCGCUGUCUGCUGCUUUAUGACUGCUACUUUCUCUCCUGCGCUGGUAGAAUUGUCUUUCUCUUUGUUAAACAGGCAUACUUUUUGUUGUUUGCAUCUGUUUUUGCUUGUGUCUGGGAACUCCCUGGAGACCAACUUCCCUCUGUCUUCAUUUGUCCUAACACAGUAAAUAUCACAGGGAAUGAGGCUGACACAUCCAUUUGUCUUUUCAUUUGUGUAUAGACAUAAAUUAGAUAGUUCUUGUGCCAAGUGUAUUAUAUACCAUAGUGUUGAACAUACAAUGAGUAAUGUAAAUAUGACUUAAUCCAUUUUUAUUUACAUAGCAACAAGAGUUAUUCCAUGGUACUUUCCAAAUAUAUAGGUCCCCUCACUCCUUGUGAGGUCUGGCUUAUGUAUGGAUAAUUACUCAACUAAUCAAUAAUGAUGUUCCAGAAAAGGGGGCAGUGACCAUUUACCAUUGCUGAUUAUAGUGUCAUUCAAUUUAUUCAUGCUGUUGCAUCCUUGAUUGGCUGACAGGGAAUAACAUUCACAACAUUCACAUACCUUACUCUAGCAGUCCCUAACAGUUAUUGUAAGUGCAAAAUGAAAAAUGGUGAGUUUUUACGUUUUAAAGUGAAAGAGCUAUCUGAUGUUAAAGUGUUUUACAAGGGAGAGCUCAUAAGAAGGGUUGCAGUGAUCACAGACUACUAAUCUCAGCAACAGGAAUGCUAAAUGCCAUCUUGGUGGAGGACAUCCUUCAGCAAAUCAAGAUGAUUAGGACAGUGAUGAAGAGAACGUGUCCCUUAUACUUCUUAAAUGAGGAAUGACAAUUAGCUCCUUUUGUCAGGUGCUGUGUGUCUUUGGCUAACAUGAGCAGCAGCUGGCAGGCAGCUGCUAGGUAGUAUAAAUUUGCUGUGAUGCUAUGAUUUUGUAAAUCCACAGAUACUUUUCAAGGAUUUUUCAUUAACGCCCUUGCAAGGAUUUAAUCGUUCUACCCUUAUACCUGUAGUACUGGGUGUUGCAAUUAUACACCUUGUCGAAUCUGUUUUUGUUUACCAUUUUUUCUCCUACUAAAGAUAUUCCAUCAUCAUCAGCAUUAGCUUGCUGCUAAUUGUUGUGAGCAUUAUUUAAAAUUAGGUGGUAUAAUUGAUCAAACCUUAAAUCUUUUUUUAAAAUUUAACGAGACCCACAAGAAAGAAGAAAAAAACCUACAAUAAAUGGGCUCUGCAAAUGUAUCCAAAUCCACUCUUCAUCCUGCAUUUGAUUACCCAGAGAGGUAGAGAAAGUAGGCCAAGGGAUACAGUGGCGUUUUGGGUUAAGUUACUUCCAGUGGAAUUUCCUUGGCCAGGAUCCACCACAUCCCAUGGGAAACCCAUCAUGCUUUUACACAAACACAUGCACAUACAUUAAGUACAUGCACAACCCCUCACUGUUUUAAUGCAAUUUGCAGAACCGUGCCCCAUUAUGGCUUGAUCUUAUCACAUUAGCAGAAACACGAGGUAUUCCACAAACACGUGACCUCACCAGGGGAGACGUAGCUGCGCUCAGGAGGUUCUCUUGGAUGUGGAAAUACCCUGGUGCUGUCGAGGCUUACUCUGUGCACACAUCACCACUGCAGAGUAGCAUGCUGCCAAAUUGACUAGGGAUCUGCUGACCAGUUGUCCUACAACCAGGCACAGCUGACUGCAGUCAAAAAAAAAUGCAGCCUGGUUCAUCAACAUGUUCUUUGUUGAUAACAAAUGAGAUUUGGGUUGGAAUGUCAGGUCGAGAGAUUCAGGCACACUGUUGCUGAUUGUACUUCUUUUCGCUCUCGCUGCAGAGUCAUUUAGCUGUGGAGCAAUAAAGUCGAGCCUUCAGUGUGACGCCAUUGCACUUGGGAUAAUGGUGAAAGUCUGGCCUGAAAUGAGGCUACUUGUGAGUUCCUCAGUCGAUAAGUCAGCAGCCAGAGCAUAAUAGGGAAGUCGGUCAGUCAGCUGAGGGGCUCUCUUGUCUCUUCAUGCCUCGCUGACUUUCCCCUAUCUGGCUCUGUUCUGGCCCAAUGCAAACCUCAGUAGAUAUAGCUAAAUACAGUAUGUGUGUCAGUGUGUAUGUGUGUUUCAAGUGCAGUUGAACUCAUUAGUCCUGGGAGAAUGAAGAAAUCUGCAGACAAGCCAAGAGAGAAGGCCGCACCCAGAUAUGAGACCCCAUUACAGAUGCACACUAACAUACGCAUACAUGGAUGCAUGCGAACACAGAUUACGUGUAUGUAAAGGUAUGUAAGGAUUCUGUGAGCAACAUCUGCAAGGGUUAGUUGGAGGAAGGGUGGAUAUGGGAAAGGUGGAUAGAAUUUUUUGCGUGUGUACAAACAUUUUGGAGCUAAUCCAGGAAGUCCUUUUGACCCACUUCCCAAUGGGCUUCCCUCCCAUUCGCAUUAAGGCCGUCGGUUUGCAUAUAGUCAUUCCUAUUGGGCUCUUAAGGUAACUACACCUUUGCACAGACAUGAAAUCACUUGCUGUGGAGGGUCAAAACAAACUGCUCACCUCCAUAAUAUGACCUAUUUGUUUUGAAAGGACAAAAACAACAAGGAGGCAUGUUUACAAAAGUAGAGCAGAGGAUGAGAAAAAAACAAGGGCAACAUUUUUGUAUGUUUUGUUCUGUUUUGAGAUCAUCUUUGGAAAGGCUGCUUAUGAGGGGCUAGGACAUUGGCUGCUGUUCUUUCUGUGUGAGUGUGUCGAAGUGCAUUUGUGUGUUAACACGUGCGAUUUCUCCCAGAUGUACAGGACAUGGGUGGAUACCCCAGCUGUAUGCUGUUCACAGAGAGACAGUGAGAUGACAGAUGAAAUGACACCACUUUCACUCAACAGCUGUCUGCCGCUCCCUGUUUACCUCAGCUGACUGUUUGAGUGCUGUGGUUGAAUUUCCUUCACAUCAUGUUUUGAUAUUUGUUUCUAUGAUGCUUUCUUUCCUCAACUAACAGCUGUGAUAAGCAGUUGAUAUGACAGAUGGAUUAUGUGUCAAAUCAAAUCCUCAAUCUGAUGAAAAGAAAGCAUGUUAUUCACUCAGUUGUCUUGACUUUGCUUAUAUGGCUGUCAUUUAAAAAACCUAUAUAUAGCAUAAUUACUUUUCCUAUGGACAAUGCAUACCUGUGUAAUUGUGAGUAAGGCACUCAGUGCAGUCUUUCAGGAAAGUCACUCGGUCACUGGUCAGAUGUGUCUUUGCCUUUUAAAGGCAAACUGUGGCAAAAACUUGAGAAAGCCUACCUGAAGUUUUAAACAUGUAGCUUUUACUUGAUGAUAUUUUGUUUUAAAAGUUUCAGUGUGAUUUCAUUAUUAUACAUUUAUUAAGAUCUUAAUAGCUGAGUAAAGGGAUUUGAUUUGAGCUUAGUUUCAGCUCUCGAGCUAAAGCCAUGUGGUAGCAAUAGCAAAGUCAUUGUCAAGAGGUCAGGUGGGCUCGUCACACACCUGCGACCUCUAUUUCUGCCAAUAAUAUUGUUUUUUUUAUCAUUCACAAACUUUCACAAAUCUCUCUGGUUAGCACUCCAUGACAUAAGCAGGUGCUUAGUUAGCAUAUGCCUUGGCCAGCUCUUGGGCCAACCAACGCCCAACAGAAGCCCAAAGGUUACUGUAAUUUGCUGAAUUAAGAGUAGUUUAGCUCAAUUAAGCACGUGAAGGGUGCAGAAUUUUCAAAAUAUUUUUUCUAAGCUAUGUUUGCUUAACUGAGCAUAGUUCAGCCUAAUUUAGCAUGUAAACUGGAAAACAAGAGGAAACUGUUAGCCCAGCUCCAUCUGUAAGGUAACAAGUCUACCACAAAUGUACAUUUAAUUUAUUGGUAGCAUAAAAACUUUUAAAUUGAGGCUGACUGAAAACAGAAGUAGGCUAAUAUUCUGGUUUACAGUUCUCUAACUGCUGUUGGUAAGUAACCGCGUCAUUUACAGGGUUUUAACUUUUAAUUAAAUAUUGUAAGAAACCAAAUCAGCACACCUUUAUUAUCUGGCUCCGUUUAAGUGUCUAAUAAAAUAAAGUAUUCCCCUUUGAAAUAUUCCUUAAACCGCUUGGUUAGUUUCCAUGCUGGUUUAGAGAGCGAUGUGGGCUAAUGCUGUGAAGUAUUGGGUCUCUGGUGUAGUCUGAGCAGGAGAGAGUGCGAAAGAGAAGCAGAGAUGACCCAGUUCUGUUCACACAGCGCUGGUGCCAGAAGCAGGGAGACCGUGGAGGCUGUGGUGCACGUGACGGGUCUGGGCUGGGCCCCGGUCCACACGGGAAACGCACAAUGUCUCGUUUGUUUUAAACAACUGCACUGUUGGAACUGGUCUCUCUCUUUCCUCUCCCUGUCUGUUGUCUGCCGUGAAAUGUGGAAAUGAUUUUUGCUUUUGGAUUUUGGCCAGAUUCUUUUGGGAGGGAUGAGUUUCUCCCUCUCUCCCCUUUUUCUCUGUUCUUAUAUCUGUUCCACCAUCUACGGUUUCUUCAGCUGAUCAGAUUUUGUGAUUUUGUUAAAAGUGUGGUGAGUUUGCAAAUAAGAAGUGGUGUUUGGAGAGAGUAAGGAGAUACAUGUAUGCAAGCAGUGGGAUCAAGGGAACGAGGAUUAAAAGUGUUGCAAGAGGAGGACAUGGGAAGGAGCUGAGGGACUUCCCUCUGAACAUUAAGUUUGAUUUCAGUGAGAAAUUAAGUUUUGAUACUUAGCUGCUGCAGUCAGUGUUGAAAUCAUGGUGGAAAUCACCCACUGUGAUCCAUGGACACACCCUGUCAGUCAAACUCUGCUGGCCUUAAGAAUAACUUAUUCUCUACUUUUCUCUUUUUAUAACUGGAAAAACAAUGAGAAGCACCACACAACAAAGAACAGGUCAUUAAAAAAGGAUGACCCUAUAAUACAUGAAACACACUGAUUUGUCAUUGUAUGUGUCUUGGCGUAUUCUAGCUUGUGUCUCUUAAUCUUCACAGCCGCCCACACAAUGUUAAAAAGUUUCCCAGACCCCUCUUCUGUUCACACACACACACACACAGACAUAUACACACAGACAAUGCAAAGUAAAAGUCAAUUUGAGUUUUCUGUUUGUCCAUGCCAAAGAAAGCUAUUCACUCGCAGAAUCAAGAUCAGAUCUCAGGCUUUUCAGCUUUGGCUUUAUUUGUGCUCAGUUUCAUGUCGACACGUUUCAAGAAUUAGCAUUUUUCAGAUCUCUCUCUCCUCAGUUUCUUUGUUUUCAGUUUGUCAAACCUUGAUGUUUAGUUUUCCAUUUGCACUCAAACAAAGAGACAAAGCGAAGUUCUUUUCCAGAAAAUGAGCUGUUUCUUUGCCUCUGCAGAUUACCGCACUGGGCCGUGCUUCGCCUCGGUGAACAACCAGAUGUGUCAAGGCCAACUCACAGGCAUUGUGUGCACAAAGACUUUGUGCUGUGCCACAGUGGGACGGGCGUGGGGUCACCCCUGUGAGAUGUGCCCUGCUCAGCCUCACCCCUGUAGAAGAGGGUUCAUACCAAACCACCGCACCGGAGCAUGCCAAGGUAAAGUCUGUUUCUCAGCAUCUCUGUCUCUCUUUAUGUUUUUGUCUCUUUUCUCUCUCAACUAUAGAACUCCAUGCUGUUUCUCUUCUCUUUCUGUUUAACUCCUUCUCUCUUUAUGUCUGCUUUCAAUCCUCUCCCUCUGUCAUCCCCUCAUCUCUACCCAUCAUCCCCUCUCCAGAGGAUUAGUUCUAAUUGGGUUAAAUUGGGGUGGGUGGCAGUGCCUCCCACAUGUGUAUGGAAUGCCCACAGAUACCCGCUGUGGCAGGACUGUCAGAGUCAGUAACACGGGUCAGUGGCGGUGCCACGUGGGAGAGCUCAUUUCUGGUGAGAUGGCUCUCGGCCUGCCUGCCCCAGACCCAACAACAUCUGCAGGGGAGAAAGACCAGAGCCAGAACCAAGAGGAACAUGCAGUACUCGAAGAAUGCUUUAGGUCACUGCCUCCUGGAGGUUUUCAGUUUCAGACCUGCGUUUUUAAAAUUCAUUGAAUAGAUUUAAGUUGACCCACCAAGUCACAGAUUUCAUCGACAAUCGAAACUAUGACUGUAGAAUUUUUCCAUAUGUACGUUCCUUCCUCUAUAUGUCCUUUCCUGAUUCAACUUGGUUUUUAUUUCUGUUCCUGCAGAAGACAUUCAUGAACACACCAUGUAGGUUUGUGUGUGUAUUGCUGUCUUUGCAAUGUGCUGAUUUUUUCCCCUCUAAACUGUCAUUUUUCUCCAUUCCUACAUUAAAGGAAUGUGUGCAUACAUGUGCUAAAGUGUGUACUUAAAUUUGUUUGCUCUGUGUUUACAGAUGUGGAUGAGUGCCAGGCCAUCCCUGGUAUCUGUCAAGGAGGAAACUGUAUCAACACAGUGGGAUCCUUUGAAUGUAAAUGUCCUGCUGGGCACAAGUUCAACGAGAUCUCCCAAAAAUGUGAAGGUAAGAAUCAAGCCAGCAGCUGCCAGGCCAAAGCUGUGAAAUGUCUGAAGUUUAGCGUUGGUUCAAUGAUAGAGCAGACUAAAAAAGAUUAUUUUCAAAGUUCCUAAUUAACAAUAUGGAAGUCCGUAUAAAGCCACAUCCGUCUAGUUGUGGUUAACUUCACCUCAGUCGUGGUUUUUUGAUUAUUACUUUGAGCAGAGACCACACAUAAGCCAUUUUGCCCUUCCCUUGAAAUGCAUCAAUUUAACUUAAGCAUUGCUCUGCUUUUUCUCAGUAAUCCUGUGUAACACCUAAUUGUGAUGCUUGAAAGAAAUGUUUCAUCCUGUACCUUGUAGGAUAUGUGAAAGAGCCAGACUGUAUAACCUCUGAAAGGGGAAGUAACUAAUUCUCUCCUUUCAAAUUAAAAUGUAUGAAACACCCAUUCUAUGAUGCAGAAGGUUUUGCUGUAGAUGCAGGAGUGAUUAUAUAUAUUAUGUCAUUUUACUAAUGUUUACUAAUGUAACUUUUUUAGUGGCACCUCUGCCAAAUGUGGAGGAGUUGUAAAAGUUAAGUUUUACUAACAUCUAACAGGACUAACAUCCUUUUUGCUUUACUGAAAAUUAGGUUGAGUCAGCAUCCCCAGUAUGGCUUCAGUCGCUGAUAGGCUUUAAACUUUACUUAAGAAACCAAAUGUGUCAAUACACGAUAAAGAUUAUGUCCACAAGUUGUUGUAAAAAGACAUUUCUCCUUCAAUCAUGGAUCUCAAUUAUCAGCUUCUGUCCGGCUCACAGAAUCGUUAGAUCAUAAUCUUUCUCACUUGAUGCAUGUGGCCACUGAGAGUCGCAAUAUUUUUUAGUGUUUCUGGCUGACAAACCUUCAAUACGUUUCUUUCUCACUGCAACACGUCUGUUUUACCGCACAGAGGCCGACCGUUAUUCUGUGAAAAAAUAUCUGCUCAUUAAGACAUGUAUAUGACAAUUUCCAGACCAAGUUAAAACUCAGACUGUGCAGAGUUUUGUGGCACCCAUUUGAAGAGUAAAAAAAAUACGCUAUUUUAUGCCCAGAAAUAAUUGCAGGAAAACUUCUGGACUGUGUAAAAGACUUUUCAGAUGGGUAUGGAUUACAGAGAAUUUCUGAACAGGCUUUAUGCAUGAUGAUUUUCACUUAACCACGCUAACAGAGGAACAGCAACAGAGGCCCCUGAUAAAAUAUCCUGUGACAAUUCCCCAUUUCCAUUAUCACUGCCAACAAGUGCUCCUGCCACUCUCUGGGAACCUCACAGUCAAAGUGUUGUUUUUGGUUUUAAACUGUGCUUUUCAUCGACAUUCGUGGUUUAUAAGAAACAACAAACACAAAGUAAUCUCUGUUUUUCUCAUUUUUUUCCCUCUCUCGUCUUUUCCUGUAGAUCUGGAUGAGUGUUCAAACAUUCCUGGUCUCUGUGGUGUAGGUGAAUGCUCUAAUACUGUUGGCAGCUACUUCUGCAAAUGUCCUCAGGGAUAUUACACCUCUGUGGAUGGAUCCAGGUGCAUAGGUGAGUGCUCCUUGGAUGGCCGUGUAUUUGCUUUGGUUAAUCGUUACGAACAUAGAAAAAUAAGACACAAACCCGAGGAGCACAUACGCUUUCCUUUUUCCACCCCAUUUUGGUUCUUCUAUCUUUAUGCCUGGCACUGACAGCAGGAAGAACUGAAGUGUUUCCAGCGUUCCAGCUGGUAGAAUUUAGGUCAGUAGUCACUUGCCUGUUUCCACAACAAUGAGCUAUAUUCUCUUAAAAGUCAGAGAACGUGAUGAGAGGAGUAGAGUUCACUUCUCAAGCUCAGCUUACAAAAAAAAUUUAACUUCAUGGUUAGAAAAAUCGAAGUUUGUGCUCAUCUGUUCUAUCAAAGUGUAGAGUUAAGUGUGUUUCUUGUCUGUCACUGAGCAGCCCACAUCCGGGGAAGUUGAUAACAGUGUAUUUAUUCACACACUUAAACACAGACACACAAACAGUCACCAGAAAUGCCUGUGCAGCUUGCAAGUUCAGCUCAGCUUGACCCAAAACAGACUAGGUAGGAAUUUGGGUCAGAACAGUCCGCUAAAUAUACAUGUACACCCUCGCAGGGGCAUGCAUACACACAUUCACACAGCAACAACAUAUGCUAUCACACACACACACACACACACACACACACACACACACAGCCACAUGACCCCCCCAGGAGAGGAUGUUAGUGAGGAAAGAAUGUCUGAGUCUUUUGCUCCAGAAAACUGUUGCACAUAACAGUCCGGCCCGUUUUCCAUGCAGCAACACUAAAAUAUUGACAUCUAUGCUGGCCCCUCAAGGGCUGACUGAUAGUCCUCCAGCUAACUCUUUGCUUUCCUUACAUCUAGUGGAGCUUAACCAAGCAAUCAGCACUGAAGCCUGUCAGUUUCUCCAUGUCAAUAUACUGGAUGGGCUUGGUGUGAAACAAGACAUGAUAUAUUUAUGUUAACAAGGAACCCGAGUGUUAGUCACGCUGGUGCUCAGUGCCAGAAACUGCAGGAUGCAGGAAAGGUUCUCAUAAAUAGGAAGUGAUGACUAUUUGAAGUGGCUUCCAUCUUUCAAAUGAUGGAAAGUCUGAAACUAUGAUGACUACUUUUUGAUUGUACUCUUGCCAAUUUGCUCAACAUGCAGACAACACAUGUUAUAUUCCAAACAAAGGGGUUAGCUUAGCUGACGCCAUGCUGUGUUGUUUCCCACAGAUGCUCGUGGUGGGUACUGCUAUGCUAGCCUGCUGAAUGGGCGCUGCGCCAACCAAAACUCACAGCUGUUGACCAAAAUGCAAUGUUGCUGUGAUAGUGGACGCUGCUGGUCUGAUGGGUCAACCCCCGAAAUGUGCCCCAUUCGUGGAACAGGUGUGGCUCUCACCAUCACAUGGCUUUAAUGACUAAUUUCCAUGUUGUAUGUUUGUCUCACCGUAAGACUUGCCUCCCAUUGUUUUUCCUAUGUACUCAUCAUAGAGGAGUACCAGAAACUGUGCAUCCAGAUACCUGAUGGAAAUGGAGGGUUGGUACCUGGUCGUGUCCCAGGAGGCCCAGAUCUUCCCGGCAUCUACCCUGCUCCAUAUCCAGGUCAGACACCUGGGCAGGGCCCCGGCCAGGUGCCUCAGAUUCCCAUCCUUCCAGGCCAGGGCCCAGGCCACGGCCCAGGUCAAGGACCUGGUCAGUAUCCAGGACAAUUUCCAGGACAAUAUCCACAAUUUCCAGGACAACUACCCUUACAGCCUCCUCCAUCAGGUUAGCCUCAUCUAAUUUUCUCUCCUUUUUGUUUGGUUAAUGUUCACAUUAAAAAGGAUUUCUUAAAAAUUUGGUGUGUGCCAUAUCCAAGAAGUCACACUACCCACUGUGACUUAAUGGACUUGCAGAGCUCGACUCCCCGCUGGUAUUGGGUUUCCAUGUUUUUCCAUGUUUUAAGAUCUCAGUUUUGUGCAACCACAACAGCCCACACUCUCCAGCUAACAAACUAAUUGUUGAAGAUGGAAAACUUUGACUAAGUCUGAUUGUUUUCUGAUGCAGGUCUCUUAAUUCUGUGAGUUGCCACUAACAUAUCCAAAGCUCAUGUGCAGGAAAUUUCCUUUCUGAAAGAAAACACUCUUGCAUACUUUUGUAGACUAGACCAUGUCCAGAGGUAAAUUGGCCAUUUUCAAAAUUUCUUGCAACAACAUUUCCUCUGAAACUAAAGAAACUUGGCUGAUUCUCUGCUGGAAGCUCAAGCGACUCUGAGCUGUUUUUGUUCAGAUCUGUGUGACAGUAGAUCCUGUCAGGAACAGAUACAUUUUGGAUGAAAUGAGCUUGGCAUGCUUUUGAAAUGCCAUUCUGCUUUUUUGGGCAAUUACACUGAUAAAUCUUCUCAACUAUUCUGUAUUUCUUACAAUGUGCCUUUUUCAGCUGAGUAAAAAGAUCUUUAAUGUAUUUUAAUGGAUGCAGCUCCUGACUUAGGAAUGAUAUAAAUCAAAGAUGGGGACUCGGGUUUGAGUUGCACACGGACAUGACGUCUUGCUUGACUUGGACUCUGGCUUGAUUUGUGGAUAGUUUUUUAUUUUGUAUUUCUGAUAUGUGUGUGUAAAUGUUUGUUAGGUCCAUUUAUUAUUCAAACCCAGAACAUCACCAACAUGUGCCAAGCCUACCGCAACCUCUGCCUGAAUGGCAGGUGUAUCCCCAUGCCAGGUGUUGGGUACCGCUGUGAGUGCAACAUGGGCUUCAGGUUGGAUGCGCGAGGAGAAUGCAUUGGUGAGUUUCAAACUAAGAGAGAGAAAACUUUUUACAGAACUAAAGAAAGUUGAGAGCUUUACGUGUCUUUUUCCAGAUGAAGAUGAAUGCGAGAGAAACCCGUGUGCUCAUGGAGAGUGUGUGAACACGCCUGGCUCUUACAUCUGUCAGUGCCCUCCUGGAUUCCAGACAACUGCAACAAGAACAGAGUGCCGAGGUUACAUACACAUGCACUGACAGGCACACACACACACACACACACACACUUUAAGAGGAUGUAUGUGUUUAAUGAGCUAUCUGUUUAUUUCGACUAGAUCUGGAUGAGUGUGUGGCCAAUGGUCGAAUCUGCAACAAUGGCCGCUGUGUGAACACUGAGGGCAGCUUUCACUGCGUCUGCAAUGCUGGCUUUGAGAUUUCAUCAGAUGGGAAAAACUGUCAAGGUCUGUCGAGUUCUCCAUUUUUAAAGAGUAGUUCUCUGUCAUGAUGUCAGUGUGUGUAAUGUUCAUGUUUAAUGGACUGUGGAUCUCUUAGAGUAGGUGAUUUAAUAUCAAUGCCCGCUGAAGGGGUAUGCUGUCAUAAUCAUAAGUUUAAAUAGUCAUGCUGGUUUGGUGUGUUUCACCCCAUAUAGUGCAAUAGAUGAACAUUUUUACUACUUUUUUCCAAAGGCACCUUUGAUGGGAAUAUUUACUUCUUUCCUUGCAGGCAUCCAUACAUUUCCAUUCUUAGAUUUUGCUUUAAAGCAUUGAAAACUUGCUCAUCUGUUUACCUUGCAUUUGGUAGGUUGUUAAUCAUGGAACAUCUUCAUCCAUCCAGUUCUUUACUUUCAGAAAGUGAAAAUCUCACAUUCACAGGCAGUGAUUUUCCAGUAGUGGAGCAAAGACAAGAGCCAGAGUUUGAACUUCUCUCUGGCUCCCGAUUUCUUUCUGUCACAAUUAAUUGGAAACCAGAGAGUGCAAUAUUAAACAUGCUCUCAAGAAAAGACCAUCUGAGGAUAUGCUCUUAUCCCUAUGUUUCAAAUCGAUUUUUAAGUAUUGAUACCGAGAUUCGGACCAAGAUUCCCAAAGUUGGCUGUAAGAAUCUCUACAAAAACUCAUUCUGCUCUAACUUACUCUUGUGCUUUCUCUCAUUAUAGUGCAGUCUUUAGACAUGGAAAUAAAGUUGUUGGCAUGAAGUAUAUUGAAGAUUGCCUGUUGUUUUGCUCAGGAAUGUUUCAGGAUCCAAAAUUACUGAGUUAGCCGCUCAAGAGUAACAUUUUCCCACAAAGUUGCUGAUUUGUUUUUUUAAUGCUUUGUCUUUUGGACUUGAUUUCAUGACAGCAUUUGUAGCUCAUCAACCAGUUUUUAUUUGCGGUAUCCUUGAACUGGUUUUAAAAGCUGUCUUUGCUAGAAACUUUAUGUUUCAACUCAGAAGUAUGACUGAAAUAAGGCAAUCAUGCCCUCUAAUGAUCUUAUUGUUAAGAAAACAUGAAUUAAAUGUGUUGUUUGUGGGCUAGACCGUGCAAAACUUCUACUUUGGCUUCCCUUUUUCCCUUCUUUUUUGUUUCUUCAAUAGACCCCCUGUUGUGGGAUAAGUACAGGGUUGUGUUAUCUUAUCUUAACCCCUGUGUUUAUUCACUCUCUGCACUUUUUUGUGUGAUCACAGACCAGGAUGAGUGUCUGAUCAGGAACAUGUGCCUCAACGGCCUGUGUAUCAAUGAAGACGGAAGCUUCAAGUGCAUCUGUAAACCAGGAUACUUGCUGGACACCAGUGGACGCAUGUGUGUAGGUGUGUUUCCCAGAAAGCCUGCAGACAUUCUGACCAUCAGAAUCAUGUCUUUACACCACCAGAAUAUACUCUGAGUCAGUUGUUAUUUGUCCUGUAUUUUUAGCCAGCUAAUGUCUCUGUCAUGUUUGUGUUUCUAUUAUACGAGUAUUACAGAAAGAGCCAGAAAUCCCCUUGAAAACCUCAGCAAAAUCUCUCAGCAUCCUGGCAGGCCAGCUGAACAUGCAGAAAGAUGGAGCCAGCCUUUUUUUUUUUUUAGAUUCAAGCAGGCAGCCCUCCCUUAACUUGUUGAGCACAAAAAAACAACAAAAAAGACACCUUUCUUAUAAAUUCAAAGAACUUCUUAAACCAUUACCAUUAGAAUAAUCAGCUUUAUUCAUUUUAAAGUAGUGUCUUAAUCAAGAACCAACAAAAUGUGUUUUUCAGUAUGGUAUUUGUCACAGUAUUGCUCCACAUAGCUGUACAUACAGACGCUUGAUCUCUAAGACACUGACCUGGUUUAGUCAGAGCAGAGUAAAUAAAGCAGGGUGCGGGUGAAGUGUGCUGAUGUAUGCAGUUAUUAAUGAUUGUGUAGUCUGAAAGGGGCCCCAGGGCCUCUUUAUUCCUAUCUGUUCUGCAGACACACCCACACAGAACAGAAAACUGUAAUAUGUUGAUGUCCUAUCUUUGUUUGCACUCAUGAUUAUUAUUUUAGAUUGAGGGAAAGUAAAAAAAACAUUUGUUUAGUUUAGGCUGUAAAACUGAAGCGCUGCAGCAGUGUUGCCAAAACUUUUAAUGAAACAAGAACCUAACACUUAGUCACCAAACUGUUAGCAGGAAGAAGGGUGGUUUUAUUGAUCCUAAUUCCUGAGCAGUCAUUGUCAGAUGAGGAAUGUAUUAAUAAAUAAACAAAUAAAUAAUUUUGCUGCAAUUUUUGUAGACAUCGAUGAGUGUGACACUCCAGGCAUGUGUAUGAACGGUCACUGUGUCAACACCGAGGGCUCUUUCCGCUGUGAGUGUAUGGCCGGGAUGGCUGUUGGCCUGGACGGACGUGUCUGUGUUGGUGAGUAAUUGUAUCUUGAAAUGCGCUGAUGUGUUCACUUGACUCUCUAUCAACCUAGAAAGUUGAAUUUCUUUUACCAGUUUUUCUGAAUGCUUUCUGAUUCGGCACAAAUAGUAAACAUUCUCAGUUUUAUCCUUCAUGAUUUGUCUGACAAAUAAUUCAAUUCACUGCUUCGGGAACAAGCUAGUGCUUCCAGCUGUUUCUUAUGAGCACACAUGCUAGGGUUUAAAAUGACGUCUCUGAUCAGACAAAGCUUUCGUCAAAAUGUUUGUCGCAAUUUGCUCGAUUUAAUCCCACAGCUGUCUGUUUAUUUUAACUAGAACCUCAGCACAAAUAUUUUCCAGUUCAGUGAGAAGUUGAGCUAAACUGAAGGUGACAAAAUGACACUUUAAUAAACUCUAUCACAAACAUCUCAUCCUGUUUACCUGUUACAAACACAUGCUAACGUUCAUUAGUCAGCAUGUUUUGAUCAGUAUUGAUAAAUAUUUUCCUGCCUUCAACCUCCUGGUCUGGCACUCAGGGAGCGAUUCUGUUUAUGCCUUUAUUUGCAGCAUUCUUGUAGACCCAUAAAUGUCAAUUCUUUGUCUAUUGUGUGGAGAGUGUUAAAACCCUGUUAUUCACUCUGGGUGAGUUUUCUUCAGGAUGAUAUCAGCGCAGGAGAAUGCCUCAAAUCCCAGGAUAUAAUGGAGGGAGAACAACCAUUUGUUUUGCUGGUGUUGUUGUUUAUUGGAGCUCUGGUCCCUUUCCUCCUCUCUCUUUUUUUUUUGCUGUGUCUUUACCCUCUUUCCAGAUCUCUUCGCUUCAUCCGGGUUUCUGCAUUAACUCUGUCUGUCUUAUUUUUCCCAAAACAGACACACAUAUGCGCAGUUCUUGUUAUGGUGGCUACAAGCGAGGGCAGUGUGUUAGGCCUUUAUUUGGAGCUGUGACCAAGUCGGAGUGCUGCUGUGCCAGCACAGAGUACGCCUACGGAGAGCCCUGCCAGCCUUGCCCACCACAAAGCUCUGGUACGACUAUUCACAUUACUCCACCCUGCUGAUACAUAUGGAGCGACCUCCUGCUGUUUGAUACACAAAUACACUCUCAGUAUAAAGCAGCCCGAUUUUAAUUCAAAACACACCUGCCAGAUGAUGACAAGAUCAAGUGCCACGAAAUGGUUCAGAUUAAAACAUGACAAAAAGGCGGUGAAGCAGUCAUGGCUUGAGUGUUUGACAGAGACAUUGCCUGUGCUCACACAAACAAAUACACUCAUACAGCGCCCACUCAUUUCUCAUUAGUCCUGUAUGGAGACUGAUGAGAAAACAUGAACAUGCUGUCACUCGAUUCCUCCUGAAAUAUCUCAUUGCUGUUUCUGUCUUUAUUGACCAAAACUGUGCUAUUUUGUGUUUCAUUGCAGCUGAGUUCCUGGCUCUCUGUCCCAAUGGUGGCGGCAUAACUGGCGAUGGAAGAGGUAAUAAAAGCAAGCGUAUCAUUUGGGUUUUUCAUUGAUAUUAAAAUGAACAUGUUGCAGAAACCAAAUAGUUAAAUCAAAGAAAAGUGGUCAUUACUAAAGGUGUUUUCCCUCCUGUAAUGUUCUGUCUUUUCAGAUAUAAAUGAGUGUGCCCUGGACCCUGACAUCUGCCAGAAUGGGGUGUGCGAGAAUAUGUUGAGGACAUACAAAUGCACCUGCAAUGAAGGCUUUGAGGUCGACCUGACAGGCAAAAACUGUGUUGGUAGGUAACACUGAGAUAUGAUGUCCUCACGCUCUCAGCAAAUCAAGGUAUUCUGUCGUCAUUUUAAAAGUCAGCAUGAGGGGAUUCACCGUGUUUACUCAUUUUUCUCUAGAUAUCGACGAGUGUCUGAUGAACAGGCUGCUGUGUGAAAAUGGUCUGUGCAGAAACACUCCUGGCAGUUUCACCUGUCAGUGUCCCAAAGGAUACCGAUUUGAUCCUGAGACAGACGUCUGCGAGGGUCAGAAACUCCUUCAUCCUGUUGCACAUUAUUUUAUUCAAAUGAUGAAAGAUUGGCAGUUUGAUUAAAAGAAAGAAGGGUAUCUUUUUGUCUCAUAUAGAUGUGGAUGAAUGUCUGUCCAACCCGUGUAUUAAUGGAGAGUGUAGGAACAGCCUCGGGUCCUUUGUGUGUUUGUGUUCAACGGGCAGUACGCUGGACACCACUGGGCUGGAGUGUAUCGGUAAGUGUUGUUUGAAUCUCGAAUUGUAGGCAAUCAUAAAAGCAGAUAUUCCAAAAUCCAAUUCUUGGAUUAUUUAAGUUAUUGUUUGAAAGAUCAACUAUGACAACAGUAACUUUGUAUGACAAAUAAAUAAUCAUAAAAGCAGAUAUUCCAAAAUCCAAUUCUUGGAUUAUUUAAGCCAUUGUUUGAAACAUCAACUAUGACAACAAUAAAUUUGUUGGAAAAUAUUGUUGUGCACUGUUAUGAGUGAGUGUCGCCUCUUAGCGACCGCUUGAGCAGAUGAUUUGUGUCCAUUUAGAUUACAGUCCUAUGAUGCCAUGUCAAUAUUUCCUACAUUUUGAAUUAGUUUUUGAUUAAUGUGGACCUGUAAGUCCAACCUGAUGAAAGUUGUUCUUGAUAAGUUUCCCAUAAAGACAAGUGCAGUGGGCUGUGUUCAGGAGAUUUUUGUUAACUGGCAAAGUACCACUAAACUGUGAAAUACUUGAAUGAACUGAAGAAAUAAAGCUGGCAAUUUCCAGAUAGAUAAAUAAUGAUGAAAUGGACUGAAACAGUGCUCUCUUUAUUUUUAGGAGAUUUACUUGAUUGCUUGAUGUGAUACAUAGCAAAACACAUUAUCUCUUAAUGCAAAACUGGGUGUCAAGUAAGCUUUUUUUUUCUUUUAACAAAACAGAGACAACGAAGAGCACCUGCUGGCUGAAGAUAAUCAAUAAUCACUGUGAGGUCAAUAUUAACGGAGCCACACUGAAGUCACACUGCUGUGCCACACUGGGAGAAGCUUGGAACAGCCCCUGUGCCAAAUGUGAAAAAGGUGAGAUGAUCAUUAUGCACCAUUUAGCAAAUUGAAAUGAGUUACACUCUAACUUAACCAAACAACUGCAACGACUAAUAUUGUAUUUUGUUCUGUGUACAAUCACAGAUCCUAUCUGUGGUAAAGGCUUUGCUCGAGUCAAAGGAAAUGUCUGUGAAGGUAACGUCUGUCUUGAUUCCAUGUUGACACUGAAAUUCAGACUUGUGGUUAGUUUGAGUAACUUUUAACACUGAAGCUGUUGUAAAUGCUGCUCUGGUUUUCCUCUGCUGACUGUCAGACGUGGAUGAGUGUCAAGUGUUUCCCGGAGUGUGUAUCAAUGGAAAGUGCAUCAACACACAAGGCUCCUUCUUCUGCCAGUGCCCUCCUGGAAUGACUGUUGAUGUCAGCGGCAGGAUGUGCAUCGGUGGGUGCAGCAAGUCAUCUGUAUGACUACAUUUCAUGUGUUCUGGGAAUCUUUUUCUGCCUGGUUAAGAAUACCAUCUUAUAAACUGAUAUUAAAUAUGUAAAUUAUGUAUUUGUGGUUUCCAGACCUACGUACAGAGCAGUGUUACCUCACACAUGAGGAUGAGCGCUGCGGGACUCCUAUCCCAGGAAAGCAUCGUGUGGAUGCUUGCUGCUGCUCAGUGGGUGUAGCAUGGGGCCCUGAGUGUGACGAAUGUCCAGAAAAGGGAACAUCAGAUUACAACCAGCUCUGUCCUCGAGGCCCGGGCUUCUCACACAGGGGUGACUUCAUCAAUGGAAGACCUUUCCUUAAAGGUAACAUGGUGGAAUCCACAAUCUCCAUAGACUCCCUCUGUUGUUGUUUUUUUGAUCGCUCCUUCACUUGUUUCUGCUGUGUGCUACAGAUAUAAAUGAAUGCAGGAUGAUAAAUACCCUGUGCUCAAAUGGAAGGUGUAGAAACACCAUUGGGAGCUUCCGUUGUCGCUGUGAUAAUGGCUACGCCCUGGACUCUGAUGAGAGGAACUGUACUGGUGAGUACUGCUAAAGCAAUUCUCUGUUUAAUCACUUAUUUAGUGAGAUAACAAAGAACCAGAAACAAGUUGAUGCUUCAAUCAUUUUACAAGCAAUGUUGUAGUUGACCCCUAGUCAAGUCUCAAAUCCUCAAUGUUGAAGUCCGAGUCUAGUCCAAGUCACCAGAGAAGAAUCUGAGUAUAGUCAAGUUUCCGUUACUCAAUAUUAAAAGUAUUGUUUAUUGUAAAGAGGCCCGCUGUUUCUCCCUAAACUUUUGACUGUCUGAACUUUGACUGACUGUCUGGAACCUUUCGGGUUUGUAGAAAACACGUUUCAUUUAUCAACAUCAGAUUCUUCCUGAUCCUUGGCUAACUCUGGCCUCCCACUUUCUCCUCUGGGUUUAUCCUGGACAGGUUUCUGAUAAAGUUCGAGUUUGUUACUUGCUAUCUCUGGAAUGAUUCUUUUGCACAUUGCACAUGCUACAUUGUUGAACAGAUGUUGUGAAAAUCUGAGAAAGCAAAACCCCUGACCCGAGACAGGAAAUGUUGGUGUACGAGACAGCACGUGAACACCAGCCGUUGUCUGAAAGACAAAACCAAUUAAACAGUCUUUAUCAGCAAAUAGUCAUCCUCUCCAUCUUCCAAUUCUUAAAAUAGUCAAAGCUCAAGUCUGAGUCAUCAGUGCUUGAGUCCAAGUCGAGUCACGAGUCCUGAAAAUUAAACUCAAGUUGGACUUAAGUACUAAAACACUGCUGUCAAUUACUUUGAAAAUAAAGGGCCUCUCACAUAAAAGAAUGUACUGUGUGUUUACAAUCAUCUUUCUGUUGAUUAUCAUAUCAAAUCCAAGAUCUUUGUAUUAAUGAGAUCCUGAAAACACUCCGUCUAGUGCAGAAAAUGUAUUUGUAUUUUUCACAAAUUUGGUGAACUGUAAAUGCAUGAACAGUUGUUAUGAGCAGUCUUAAAAAUUGUUCUUUCAUUGUAAGUGUCACUGCUCACUGAGGUGACUAGAAUGGGCAAUACUUAAGUAGUAUGUGCAGUUGCAAGUGCUUGCAAACCCAUAACAAUAUCUCUGAGCUCCAUUGUGUUCCUACAAGUGGAACUACUCUUCAUCAAUCCCCCUCUUUGUACCCCGCUGCCAACACUGAUUACAGUAAAGUGGUGUAAAGCUGUUGCCUAUGUUCAGCUCAUUCAGUCUAAUGGCAGUCUGGCUGCGUUGGACUUGUUGGAGCCGGUCCCCGCAGUCUGGUUAGCUGCAUUACCCUCUGCUUAAAUGUGCACACAUCAUUUUAGUUUUAAAUGCCAGUGCCAUGGCUUUACCCUGAAAUAAUUUAUAGGCUCUUAGUUAGUAAAUGAUAUCUGGGACCUUUUAACCCCCAUAUGAGUGAGAGCCCAGCCCAAAGCCUUUUUUGCUAAGUGUUCCAAAAUGUGGAUUAAAUUCAAAGGGGAUCUGGCCUUUAACUUCAGCCUUUGGAAGAAUCUUCUUAGAGAGCCAAGUCUGCAUAAACCAUCCUUUAAUCCAACUCUUAAUUUUGUUUUAUAGCCUUUAUUUUAUGAUGUAACCUUGAGAAGAAUACGUUGUACUUUUACUCUCUUGUUUGUCCAACAUUUAUGUCGGAUAGCUUCUUUUCUAUGACUACUUAUCUGUGUCACUAAACCAUACCUCCCUAAUCUAUAGGUUUUACAAAAAGAGACCUUCUUCUUAUUUUCUCUGCAGGUUUUUUUUUACUCUUAAAGGAAGUUUUCUUUUUCUAAGCCUUGUUGCAUUUGUUUCCUGCAGACAUCGACGAGUGCCGCAUCUCCCCGGACCUGUGCGGACAGGGCAGGUGCAUCAACACACCUGGAGAUUUUGAAUGCGAAUGCUUUGAAGGCUAUGAGAGUGGCUUCAUGAUGAUGAAAAACUGCAUGGGUGAGUGACAAACUCUCACGAACCGACACUUUGAGAAACUUGACCCCCUGAAUAUUCUCAAGUACACCCUGUUAAAAUCGCAUCGUCUGAAAGCAGAGAGCAUUGCCAGUGCCAACCUAUAAAACUGAAGAAAAUCUGCCACGCUACCCAAGUCCCCAUCACAACCCAGCCUUCGCCUUUAUGCUCCCUCUUGGGCCGUAAGCUCAGGAUGAGGUGCUUAGGCGAACAUGCCAGACUUGGAACUUGCUGUUUAGACGGCUGAUGUCAUCUGAAAUUUUCAGGCUGUGUGUGUUUGUAUAUGUGUGGGCGUGUUUUAGAGCAAAGAAGAAUUAAACAGACUUUAUGUAACCCCUCUGAGUUGUCUAAAGGGCCCACUUUGUGCAGCCCAGGUGUCAUCAUAAUCCUUUAAUAAAACUGCGCCAUAAAGAUAAUUUCUCUUUAUUACAUUUUUAAACAGCAUGAGGGGGACGCAAUCGUCUAAGCACCGAAAAAAUAUUUUAUAGGUAGCUAAAACUCCCAGUGUUCCGCCAUCUGGGAAAAUACUUGAUGCUCUAUUUCUGUUCUGUUCUGGGCUGCCUUUCGACACCACUUGAUUAAAUUCUUGGGAGGAAUCAUACACACAAAAUGGAGAGUCUCAAUACUUUUGUUGGCCUGAAUCUGCUGUGAGGCCAAAACUGGCGAGACAAAUUUACUCGCACACUGAGGCUAAAAAAGCAGCUGGUGGUGGAAAUAACGUGGGCGGGGUAGCAAUCAGAAACUGUUUGGGCUGACUGGACUAGCAGGCAAACAAAAUAUUAAACAAGUAAAAGAAAAAAAAUUUGAAAUCCCCCUAAUAAAUAGUUUUUGUUUGUUUUUCAUCACAGCCAGCCAUGUGGCUGCUUCCUCUUCUUCCUCCUUUUUUUAAACCAUGCAAUUAGUUGUGUUUUUACAAGGAAAGCACUCUAUGAAUGCCUUCCCCACAAGCUAACUUAAUUUAGAGACUCAUUAGGUAGAUUACACUUUAACAGAGUGGAAUUUUGACCCGUAACUGUGCCAAAGCUAACAAACACUUGCAUCAAAACUAGAAAAACAAUUUUUGGUUUGUCAACUGGCAUUGGUAAUACACAAGAGACCGAUCAGAUAUCUGUGGAGCUAGAACUCUUGACACAAAAUAUCGCUACUUGUGUCUAUGACUGUACUGAGCAUGUGUUUUCUUUCACCUUCAGACAUUGAUGAGUGUGAGAGAAACCCUCUGCUGUGUCGUGGUGGUGAAUGUGAAAACACAGAAGGCAGCUUCCAGUGCGUUUGCCCCGAUGGACACGAGAUCGCAACUGAUGGGUCCGCCUGUCUAGGUGAGUGAGCAAGUCAUCAGAAAGGGGAGCCAGGCAGACUCUUCUUCUCUGGACUUCUUUUUUCUUCUUCUUGCUUUUCUUCUGUCUUUGAGAAAUUUGUGAGCCACAGCAUAGUUUCAAAUUUAUUUUCUUUGGAGGUUGAAGAAAGAUACUCGGGGUGAAAAGACAAGUGGGAAGGGAAGAUGUCACAAAGCAGACAGUUUGUGAGACAAUAGAGCUUUGGAUCGCCCCAUUUACCAUCUGUCUGUGUGUGUGUGGGCUCUGUGGGGCUAUUUGGGGGUGAAAGUGUCAGAGUCAGGCUUGUUUAUGUUUGAGAUAUAUGUUCUGUUAUACACGGGUUGAUAUGAACUCAGGACCAUGUGUGUAUCUUCAUGUAAGUUGACGUGUGCAAGACGAAGGGUCCAGUUGGGUCUCAUCAAGAGAAAUUCUUUAAAGAAAGGGUUUGAGGACUUGAAGCUUUGUAAGUUUGUAGCACAAGAGCUUUAAAUAAUAAAGGCAGAGUUAAUGUUUGGGUAUAUUUUAGUCUUUUUGGAUGUAUUUUGUGACUCUGUGAGCCUUUUUCUUUAAACUGUUUUUGUAAAUUGUCUAGAAUGAAUGUUCUGAGUUCUGGAAACUCUUUAUUAGAAAAAGGAGAAAAACUUAACUUUCAUGUAUUUUUAAUAGUUUCAAACCUCCUCACGUGCGGUUUAUAGCAAUGGGCUGACCAUGCAUUAAUCACUGGGUGUCUCUCCAAUGACCUAAUGUAGUGUGUCAAGGUUUCAGUCCAUGACCUAAUGCUCAGUUACCGGCCCUAAGCUCAUUUAUUUUCUUAUUACCACCCAGAGAAAUAAAAACAAUAGACGUGUGACUGAACUCUGCCCGUCGCUAAGACAAUGGUCCUUAUUAUCUGUGGUGAGGCAAUAAAUAUGACUGUUUCAAUGACACUGAUGAUGAUUUACUUCAGUUUAAGUCCAGAUGUCAUACAGAUGGGUGUAACACUGUGCACUUAGUGAUGUCAGAUCACUAGUUUUGAACGGCUCAUUUAUAACCAUUAGAUUCAACAUGAAACAUUUUUAAAUGAACUCUGACUUUAGGCCUCUGUUGAACUCCACUAAUCUCAGGAGGGUGGAUAUUUAAAUCAUCAUGGACCUUUAACGGCUCUAACAGUGUAACUAAGUACAUAGUGAGACAUGUAAAAUUAGUUUAAAAAAUGAUAGAAAGUUGUUUGUGUAAAUAAUUUUAUAAACUUCAAUGGGUUGUUGUAUUAUCAGUCAAACCAGAAACAUGAAUUUCUCUUGUUUCGUGUGAUUGUGUGUAAAUAAGAUGGAUUUUAUUUAAUAUUUAAUGCGCAAAAGAUUUAUUAUGAGUGAAAAUAGUUCUUUGCACUAACCUCACAUGUGCACUUUAUGGUGAUUAAUGGCAAUUUGAACAGCAAAGAAAUCUACUUCCCAAAUACCCUGACCUGUAUUUAAUGCAUUUAAUAUAAUGUAUUGUGUAAUGAACCCUUAAACUGUUAUACUAGUUCAUUUCAUUCAUCUUGUUCUUUAAUCACUUUAUCUUUCCUUUCCUUAGCAAAGCAACUUUCUAAUUGCAUUUGCAUUGUUCUUUUCCAGAUAUCAAUGAAUGUGAUUUGAGUGACAGGCUCUGCAGGAACGGUCAAUGUGUCAACAUGAUCGGUAGUUACCAGUGUACCUGUGACAUGGGAUAUAAAUCUACUGAGAACAGACUGGAUUGUGUCGGUAUGGACUGAACAUAUUUAUGACACUUUCACUUCAAUACUAUUUUUCUUGUUUUUAUUGAAGAACAACAAAUGAACAAAUCUUUUUCUGCCCCCCAGACAUCGAUGAGUGCACUAUAGAGAACGGCGGCUGUGAGGCUUUCUGCACAAACUCAGAGGGGAGCUAUGAGUGCAGCUGCCACAGUGGUUAUGCCCUGAUGCCUGAUCUGAGAAGCUGCACUGGUAGGUUGCUUAGCUGCAGUUCUUUCAGAUCUUGCAGUCCUUUCAUUGAGUACCUACUCCAUUCAUCUGUUUUGUGUUUCACUGCAGGGAACUUUCCAUAAAAUAUAACUAUACAUUGAAGAGCUAGAAAGAAGCCGCACAUUGUAAACGUAGUUUGUAGUUAUUGCUUUAAUUGGACUGGCACAUUCAGAGGAAAUUGAAAGACAAAGCCUGGAUACACACAUUUGAUUUGGGCUUAAAAUUAUUAACUCAUAAUAAGAGAUAAAGUUUUCAAAUCAAGAGAGAUCAAGAAACAUUUACUUAGAUUUCUUGCUUAGAAAGUAUUCAUGUGGUAACCCUAAUCGUAGGCUUCAUGUGUUGUACCUAACCUAACUCCUGCAACUCCUUUAAUUAGCAGAUGCAGUUAUACAGGCAGAGAUCAAAGUAGCGUUGGGUGAAUUUUGGUGUAAAUUGCUCGAAAGAGGAGCUGCAAUUAUGUAUCCUGAACUGACCUUGUUGAUUUAAGAGUGUAAAUAUAAGUAAAACUUCAAUUUGUGGCCCAGACCUUUUAAUUGUUUCAACUUCCUUUAAAAAAAAAAAGCGUCUAUACGAGAUGAGCUUUGCAGUGCGAGUUUAGCAGCCAGAGAGUAUGGGGGUCCUUGAGUAGUUUCAGGAGUCUUGGGCAACAGUGGAUAUGUUAAACGAUGGUGGUGUUUAAGUAAAAGUAAAACAGCUAGUUAGACAAUCAAUGUAUGCAGGGGUCUAAUUGAGACAGUGUUAUAAGUCAAAACAUGCAGCCACACCCGGCUAGUACAAGGCACCCCACCCUGCAUUUUGUUGGGUUAGUGUUUGUAUUUAAAGUUGUAUGGUAAAUAUAAGGCAGAAGUUUAAGUUUUAAUCCUGUAUUUUGCCUUGUAAAGGAAAGUAAAUUAAGCCCCUGGUUUUAUGUUGCAGCCUUAGAAUCCUAAUGGUAAAUUAUACCUUAAUGUUGCCAUCUGAAUGAGGAGGUUGUGGAUAUAGUUUCCUGCCCUUCUCACUUUGUAUUCUCCCUUUUUUGAUUUGCCUUCCCUCUGUCCUUAUUCUCCAGACAUCGAUGAGUGCGAAGAGAGUCCAGACAUCUGUGAUGGAGGCCAGUGCACCAACACUCCUGGGACUUACCAGUGUCUUUGCUUUGACGGUUUCAUGUCAUCUGAGGAUAUGAAGACCUGCCUGGGUAAUGGAUGAAUAUUAUUAUUUAAAAUAAUAAAACUCUGCAGCUUCACUCUUUACAGCUCGGUGGUAAAGUAGAUUUGCUGAAAAGACAAAAUAAUCAACAUGAAGGUUCUCCAAGUAAUGAGUCAUGAGAAUUACACUUAAUGAGUCAGAUCUGCAAGUCAGUGUGUGAGAAAAUAGCAUCUAAAGUUGUUGUUGUUGAUUUAAGAGACAAGUGAACAUUUUGUGAGUUUGGGUUUGCAAAGAGGAAUGCAUGACAUUUAGAUGUCUGGUUCCACUGAGAGAGAGAGAAAAAACUGAUACGGCUUUUAAAGUCAUCUGCCCAAACACAUUCUCAUAUUACUGCUGUAUUUACUGAGAUAAACAAGAUACCGUGUGAGUUAUUGAGCUAAACCCGAACAUAAUUCACAAUGUAGAUCAAAUUUGACUCCCUUACAUUUAUCACAACGUCUCAAAAAUCAACUAAAGCGGCAAAUCCAGUUUAAUUCAUUGGCUUAAACUUGUCCGUACUGUAUUUGUGUGAAGCAAAUUACCUUUCUUGCUCUUUCCUCGUUAAAUUCUUCUUCAUUUCCCGUCUAGAUGUGGAUGAGUGCGAGCUGAACUCAAACAUCUGUCUUAGUGGAAACUGUGAGAACACAAAAGGAUCCUUCAUUUGUCACUGUGACCUGGGAUACUCUGUCCGCAAAGGCACCACAGGCUGCACAGGUGAGAAAUCACCACACGCUUGAGCAUUUCUGCACAACACAAAACAUCCUGUAGGUAGAAAAACAGGGACGGGAGUAAGAGGAUGGUGAGUCAGUGAAGGGCUGCUGUUGAUUAAGCAGUGAAUGAGGCGUGUGUGUGUGUGCAUGUUGUAUGUGUGUACGAGGAGUGUUUGUUGAGGAGCAAAAGCUAAGAGAAGGGCGAGAAAUACGAGGAUGUAGGAGAAAAUGUCCAGCUAACCAGAGGCAGCUCUAAUACAAGUCAGCCUAAUUCAAGAGCUCCUGUCUGCCCUGAUGAGAAACACACAGGACACACAGACACUCACAUGGACUUGCAGUAACAACAGCAGGAGCAGUGAGAUCACUCUUUUCUGACAGAUGCAAGCAUCACAUUGCACCUUUGUUUAUUCCUUUGUUGCUCUUUCAUUAAGGUCAUUUAAACAUUACGUGAUGGUUGGAAGAGUUCUGCAGCACGUAACCACCUGAAACCGCUCCAAAACACAUAAAUACCAGUCCAUCCUGCCCGUAGAGUCUUAUGCUAGUUUUGACUCACUCCUGGUGUAGCCAGAGUUACGUCUGAUUUAUAGGGCCACUUUAAAAUUUUGGAAUCGAGGGCUACUUUGGAUUUCAGUCAGUGAUCUUAUCUGGCCUUGUCUCUGUGAUCAAAAUGACUCAGAGACACAGUCAAGUGCAGCAUGUCCUCCUUCAGACGCAAAUAAACAGGUCUGUCUGACCUUCAAACUCAUUCACACACACUCUUGCUCAUUCUAAUCCCGUUAAAAUGUCCGGAUAGUGUAUUCCUUGUUUUGAGAGGGGUGGAAUUGCAGUAAAGCAGCCGGUUCUGAUUCACAGUGUUGGUAUUUCAGCCUCAGAAUACCAGGGAAUCAGGAUACUAAUUCCUCUCAGGCGGGCAGGAUGUCUUGGUAUAAACCAGAAGACAAAACCUGCUACUCUUUUUGGAACAGCUCCCUUUCCGACGUAUGGAAAAUGCAUGCAAAAUUGGUUGUCAUUGUCGAAUUGGCUUAUGCGACCAUGUUGGUAUGUGCGGACUAGAUCCUCUUUGCGUGAGUGUGUUUUAAUGAGUGGUGUUCUCAAGCUCAGAUCUAAUCCAGCUGUUGAUGAAGUUCCCACAAGAAUUAUUUCCCAAUUUUUAUACACAACACUUAAGAAAUCAGGGGCAGGGUGUGAGUAUUCGUAUGACCACUUAUGUGCUUGUUUUUUUGGGUUGUGUUUUGGAAAAUUGGGGGUGGGUGGAGGUGUACUGGUGGAGUUUACAAGGCUGGGAGUGUCUGGGCUUUAAAGAGGAAACUGGGGUUAUAUGUUGUUGACCUAUAUUUUCUUUUAGCUAAAUGACAAAACACUAAAACAAUGUGAGAACAAGGUAAUCUUCUUCAGAAAAAUGAGCCAGUUUCUGGAACAAAAACAACAACCACCAAUUACUCACAGUCAUGGCAAGAAAAGAGUCAGUAAAAUAUACGGAUGCAUCGGCUGUGAGAGAGGGCUUGUCUCACAUUCCAGGAAGCUUAGCUUGGCUUAUCAAGUAGGCUACUGAUACAUCUGAAGGUAUUGGUAAACUUUAAUUAGAUAUGAUUUGGUAGGCACUUACUCUUCAUAACUUUAAGCUGUUUUUUCUACCUUUGCAUUAAGUUUCAGUGUUUGUAAUAAGUCUACUGAAACUUGUGGUAAUAAUCUUCUUUAGCAUUAGCAUUUAGCAUCAUUAUCUUCUCAUCCCUCUCUUGCCUUUACGAGCAGAACCUUACGGUUGCUUGUGAGUGUUAAUGUACCUUGACUUUAUGACUCCCAUCCAUGCUGCUGUUACAGCAAUAUUAAAUUAAAUUCAGAUUUAAAUUUAUUUAACUACAGUAAAGUACUUACAUGUGUCCCACAAUUCUUACCUGCAUCUAUGGGCUAAUUUCAGUUUUAAUGUUGCUAGCUCUGUUUUGAAAAGUAGCUCUAGUGUUCUAAUGUGAAUAAAUGUCACGCCACCUGCAAAAUAAAAUAAAAUAAAAAGCUUAUUGACAGAUAUUGGGUAAGAUAUUGUCUUACCCAAACUAAUCUUACUCGAUCUUGCAUAAGAAUGAAUGUUAGCUAAUGUCAGUAAUGGUGAAUUAGCUGUUGUUGUGUCUCUUAUUGAUAUUCUGCUUCAGUAAGGUAACUUUGAGAUCUCUCUGACUUACAGUUACGAUAUUUUUAGUAUUUUAGUAGUCUUUUGUGGACAUUUAUGGUCACAUAUCAUCAUCUUCUUGGCCUGAUGUGACCUGAGGAGCAAGCUAAUCUAAGCAAACUUUCAGGAUCUGUAUUUGUGCAGUUAUAACACAACUUUAUUAAAGAACUGUUUUUUAAAAAAAUAUGAAAUAGACUUGGAAUUCUACUUUUUUCAAAACUGGUUUAUGGAGAUUUUAGCGGCAGAAACCUGUUCCCAGAAAUGGCUUGUCAGGAGUGAAAAAAGAUAUAAUGAGGGAGGCCCAAAAAAUGCAGAGUAAUAAGAAUAUCUGAUAUUUUUAAUAUUCUUAAUAUGGCUUGGAUUGGCAGAAGAUGCUUAAGUACGCUCAGUUCUCUGCAAUUUUUGUACUGUGUGGCUUUCGGUGCAUGUCCAGGUUGUCAAGACUGCAGCCAGAUCUAAGCUACCCGCUAAAAUAUAUUUAUUUUUUUGUUUGUCUAGACUGUACCCAGACAGAUUUUAGAGUCUCAGCAGCCUAAUAAGACAGCAUCAAAUAAAUUUGUUACAAUUCGAAUCCUAACAUUUGGAAGUGUUUUGAAAUGUGAUUCCACUUGUGUGUUUGUAAUGUCUGGACGCUGUAAUCUUAUCAGAUCACUUUCAGACAACGCGAGCAAUUUGUCUAAUGAUGCGAAUUAAAGAAAAAAAAAAUCAGAUUUCCUGGCAGUCUGAAAAAAACUGAGACAAAAAUGAGGCAGGUGGCAAACAGACAGACAGAUACUCAGGCAGUCACACAAGCUGAAAGAUGGCUAGACAGCCAGGUAGGCAGAUGUGUAAUUCCCUUUUAUCCCUUUUUAUCUGUUUUUCAGCUGUCAAGCAUUAGCCCUGGUUAAAUCAAGCCUCUUGUUCGACACCAGCUGUGACCGCUGACACGCUUGUAUUUUACAUUUCCACAUGAGAAUGUGUGUGUGUGUGUGUGUGUGUUUGUUUCGUGCUCUGUCAUCAAAGACUUGGGGAAAUGAUCUUUAAUUCUGUCUGUAAUCGAGGGGGAUUUGCCCUCAUAUUAAAGCCGUCAUCAAAUGUAGUGUAAAUAUAACGUAGCUUCUCCUCAGGAAGACCGUAAAGCAGCAGCACUAAUCUCUAAUUGACAGCGCUUUGAAUUACUACCCUCACAAAGACAGACACACACACACAGAGAAGUGUGUGUCUCAUUGGCUGAUAAAUCCCAACAUCUUGAUCGAGUUCAUAACAUGGCUUCUCUUGAUGUACAGGGACACCCACUCACACACAUGCGCAACCUCUGUGACAAAGCAGAAACAGUUUUCGGAUUCAGGACCAGGUGUUGAUCGGAGUUUCGCAGGGAUUGUUUUGGCUCAUUUGAGCAGCCAUCAUUGUUGUAGCCUCAUACAGAGUUUUUCCGUCGUGCCAUGUUGUUCAGCAUGUCAGAACUUCCUCAGGAAAAGGAGCUGCGAGACCACAUUCACUGUUUUUUUUUAUCAAGACCAGAUGCUUAAAUGAGAUCUCUACAAGUUACAACCUGCAGGAUGUAAACAGAACAUUUUAUUGGAAGCCGAUUUAAUUGUUUUUAAUAUUUAUUGUUCAUUUACAAGAAUACAGAACCUCAUACAAUGGGCAAACAAGUAUAGAGAGGAACUUUGUCAGACACAUGAUGUACUAAGUACCUCAGUGUUUCAUCCAUUGGCAGAGUUCAGGUAUAAUUAUAAUGUCCUCUCUCUGAAGGAAUGUUUAUUUGUAGAGCUGGCACAUUACCACAUCACUUUUAUGAAAAUUAUAUUUGUAAAAGACUGAAUUUCCAAAGUUAACAUCUGGGAGGGUGAGAAAACCAAACAUAAGCAUUAAGACAAGUCUUUUACAAAAGCCUCAUAUGAGAGGUACAGUGUCUGCGGGUCUGUUGGUAAAAAGGGGAAUCUUUGCCUAAAAUAACCUCAGAGAUACUUUUUCAAGCGAAGCAGACAGAACAAGGCCUUAGCAUGAGGAUACGGUUGUCCCUCUUAGUCUUUCUUAAAGCUCUCCAGACAUGCUUGCACAGUGAAAAUCCAGAGACUGAGUCUUCUCAUUAAACCUCUGCAGGAAGGCUAUUAGUAUCAGAGAUCAUGAGAAUGUCUCCAUGCCUUCUGCUCUGAAAUACAGCUCUCAGUGGAUAAGGACAGUGACCCAGAAAGACUUAGUCCUGUUGCUCCUGCUGCUGUCUUUAUACAGUGCAAAUCAAGCAUCAAGCCACUCCACUAAGCCAAGAACCCCACUGGAAAGGGAAUGCAGGCCCAAAUCAGCAGACCAUCAGAGCGAUGUCUUUUUUUUCUCUUACCUGACUUCUUGUUUGUUUUCUCUUUGGCAGAUAUCAAUGAGUGUGAGAUCGGAGCGCAUAAUUGUGACAGACAUGCCACGUGCACCAACACUGCUGGCAGCUUCAAAUGCAACUGUGCUCCAGGGUGGAUUGGCAACGGUCUGAAAUGCACAGGUAAUACUUAACCUUCUAUGCAAAAUCACUAAUGGAGUCCAGUGUGGCAGUUCAUCAGUCACAACCAGACAAAGAGAAAACUUGAAAGGUAGAAUAAGAUACAGCAAAUACAAUGAGGAUUUUCGAGAACCAAAGACAUACUGGAGAAGCUGAAAAGUGUCGACCAAAGCAUUUUUGUCCUCAAAGUUUGGACGAGGGAGUAAUUGCUUUUGGACUUUGUUAUGUUUCAGACCUGGAUGAGUGCUCCAAUGGGACACACAUGUGCAGCAACAACGCAGACUGUCUCAACACUAUGGGCUCAUAUCGCUGUGCAUGCAAGGAAGGAUUCUCUGGGGAUGGAUUCUUCUGUUCAGGUCGGUCUUACAAAUCAACAUCUGAAGUACAUUUCUACUCUUGAAAGAUGCAUGUAUACGGUUUGUGUUUAUGGACUGUGUUUGUGAUAACAAUUCAUUACAGACAGCGAUGAGUGUGCAGAUAACCCCAACCUGUGUGAGAGCGGUCAUUGUCUGAACCUGCCUGGAGGUUACCGCUGUGAAUGUGACAUGGGCUUUAUCCCCACUGCUGAUGGCAAAGCCUGUGAAGGUAAGACAUUAUGACUGAUCAUCCUCGCUCUACACCUCUGAAGUGCUGCCCGUAUCCAAAGUCAUGUUGACAGAUCCAAAUGGGUCUGGUGUUAGCCCGGUGAAUGUUUGUUUUCCUGUUUGGAAAAAAACAGACGAUCCAAACACAUGCUGUCUUCAAGUGGAACUUGUGAGAUAGUUUUUUUGGACAGGGAAUGUACACAGGAUGCUGAGCAUCUAAGUGGUUUUAACUGUGAGAAAAUUUCUAAGGGAAUAACAAAAAUAUGGAUUUUGCUGUGUUUUCUUUUCAGAUUUGGCUGAGGGUUUGGUUUAUGCGUCUGUUUAGAAGUGGUUGAGGGGGAUUUCAACAUUAUAUUAUGAGAGAAUUAGAACAGAAAAAGAAUAAACAAGCAAAAAAUGUUAAAAACCAACAUUACAUUUUUGAAAAAUCUGUUCUUGCUGACCAAGACUGCUGACUAAAUGAUUGGUGGUUACCAACCGUAUGUGGGCACACAUUUAUACUGUCACAUCUAUCUGCAAAGAGUCCUUUCUCAGCUUUUUCAUUUUUCAAAAAAUCUAGGGUUGCAGGGCUAAUAUAGACAGCAGCAAGACAGCAGUGGGCUAUCAAUAGUAGCAAGGUCACUUGCUGAAUGCAUAAAAACUCUCAGACACAAGGUUGAUAGGGAAUAUACUUCGAUUGUCCUCUUGACUUAUUUUAUAGUUGUCUGGGAGAAUCCACCCUGAGACAAGAGUGCUUUUUCAGGAGCAUAUAGAGAGGCAAUUAGGGAUUGUCCUGUUAAUUUUAUAUUUGUACUGUAUAAAGACCUAAAUAACUGAGGACAAAUCUUGAGUAAAAUCCCGGAUUAGCUCCUGCAGAGUCGACAUAUACAUACAUUUGGUAUUGGUAGCAGACAAGCGUGAUUCAUGCUCCCAGAGAUAAGGCAUUGCUUGAUUCAACUGAAUGAGCAGACUGACCUCAUUUUACUGAUGUGUCAAACACCUGAAAUAACCUGUCCAGUCCUCCCUGCAUCAGCUCAGGCAGGACUGGACAGUAAUGACUUGUGCAGAGUGUAAUGAUGUGGAAGAGCACAAUUUCAUAACCUUGGCUACAGCUCUGAUAGUGUAUGUGUGCGUCUGUCUGGAUAUGUCUGGGCAUUUUUUUGCCCCAGAACUGUCAUUCUGUAGCAGAGGUGAGCGGCCUUCACUUCCUAUUGCAGGCUGCCAAUUUUCCACCAUGAUCCCAUGAUCCACUAAUCCCUCACAGCUGGGCUUCUUUCUCUUUCUCCCCUUCUCUCAUCCCCCAUCUUUAUCAUUCUCUUUCUUUCUCUGUUUUUUUUCACAGACAUAGAUGAAUGUACCUUUGCUGACAUCUGUGUCAAUGGACGCUGUCAGAACAUCCCAGGGCUUUUCAGGUGUGAAUGUAACCUUGGUUAUGAACUUGACCGGAGUGGAGGCAACUGCACGGGUAAGACUUGUCAAAGCAAUUUUUAAGUUGUUCUCUUAAAUAAAUAUCUUAUUACACCUGAUGAGCUGAGGAAAUACAAAAUAUUGCAAAACUAAUGUGUCAACAGCAGUGAGGGAAUCAUAGGUUUGUCCUUAUCCCAGGGUGAAAGUCUUCCAUUUUGCAUUUCUGUAUGCAGAUAAUAAGAUAAAGUGGACACUUCUCAUGUACUUCUGCUUCAACUAGUGCAUUAAAAGGAAUGUCUGUCCUUCACAGAUAUCAAUGAAUGUGCAGACCCCACUAUCUGUAUCAAUGGAAUGUGUGUAAACAUCCCUGGAAGCUACCACUGCAACUGUCCAGCAGACUUUGAACUGAAUCCCACACGGGUGGGCUGCGUAGGUGAGACUAAACAGGUUUUCAACACACAGUAUUGGUGUUUGCAAUCAUAGAAGGAAUCUUGAAGCAAGUACACCUGAUGACCUGCGUGUAAAUGUGUGCAUACAGACACUCGUUCUGGAAGCUGCUUCCUGGAUGUCCGUUCCCGUGGCGAUGCGUCGGAGAGCUUGGACUGCUCCAAUGAGAUUGGAGUGGGUGUUUCUAAAGCGUCUUGCUGCUGUUCCCAGGGUCAGGGCUGGGGGAAUCCAUGUGAAUCGUGCCCUUCUGUCAACUCAAGUAAGACAUUAUGUUGAAAUUAAGACUUGGUGUGGAUGAGUGCGUGAGUGUUUUAUUGUGUUUUACUUCCUGGGUGGGGUACAGGAUUACAUAAAACACACAGAGAGGUGUUACAUGCUGACAAAGUCAACAAAUAUGAUACUUUUCAUUUUGUGUUUACUGGGUAUUGAUGUUUUCAUCACCUUAAUCUAAUCCUUUUAUCCAUUAAAGUCUAACUAGUUUAAUCUUUCAGGAGUUUGAUCAACACAGUUGUUUGUACCAUGGGGCAAGAUGAAUUCCCCUGUCAUAUAAUCAAUAAUUGAUGCCCUUCAAAAUGAUUAAAAAAUUUUUUUCUGUUUCAGCUAGCAUUUAUCUGACCCUUAAACAGACAUACAAGACCCCUGCAUUGUAAAUUCAGACUAGUAAGGUGUCACUUAUCAGUGUUCAGGCUGCAAGCUCUUGUCAUGCAAUGAGUGUGUUUUUGCAGUUUUUGCUGUUGUUGUUGUUGUUUCUGGUAAAGAAGAGACAGCUUUGUGCAACUUACUUGAAAUUGCCAACAGAUGGUUCAAAACAUUACAGGGAAUGACUCACCCUCUUCAGCUCAGGAAAAUGCUUCCUCCUAUGACAAAAACAGAAACCUUUCUCUUUUCACUUAUUAGUAAUUCUGAGUCGCUUCAGUCAUGUCCGGUCCAUGGGCUCCAUGGAUCAGUCUGAGAUCUGAGGCGGUUGGUUAAAAAACAAACCAAAACAGAGAGCGACAGGAAACGAGCUGAUGAUGACAAAACUUGCAGCCACAACCAAGAAUGUGACUUGCCUCAAACGCUUUCCAUUACUGUGAAAACGUGCAAAAAGAAAAAAAAAAACCAAUCCUCUUUGAUUUUGUGUGUUACGUCAUUGCCUCCUGUUAAUGUGAUGCAUGCUCUAUUACAGCUGAGUACAAGACCUUGUGUCCUGGAGGAGAAGGCUUCAGACCAAAUCCCAUCACAGUCAUCCUGGAAGGUUAGACGGCAACAUGCCUUUAUGUUUUUGUGUGUGGCCGCUCCUGCUUAGCUUCUAAAGUUCUCACACAGACCAAACACACCCACCCAAGAUGACUCUGAGGAUUUCCUUUCUCUCUUUGGCAGACAUCAACGAAUGCCAGGAGCUGCCAGGCUUGUGCCAGGGAGGCCAAUGCAUCAACACUUUUGGCAGCUUCCAGUGUGAAUGUCCAAGAGGCUACGCCCUCAACACGGAAACCAGAGUCUGUGAAGGUAUUUUAUACACACACGUGCAUUUCUGCGCAGCUUCGCAGACACAUGAGCGCACAGGUGACCUAUCCCUCUGUAGCUCUAGCCCUGGGACGUUUCAGUGGGGAGGAAAUUGAGUCCAGCCGUUGAUGCCUUUGUUCGACCAGGACACAUGGAGAGGGAGGAAAAAGCACGGGGAGCAAAAAAGACAGAAGAAAUAUGGAACUCUUUUGUCCCCUAGACAACACUGCAGCUCAUUCCAGCUCAAUAUGUCUCUGCUCUAUUUUUUAUCUGUUGCUAACCCAACAAAGCUCAGUCAGGAGGAUGAGACAGCUGAGCUCCUAACUGUGUCCAGAGGAGCGAGUCUCUGAUGUGGUCAGCCCUUUCCUCUGAGUACACUGUGUCCCCUGUAGAAAGGCCAGAGAUGAUGAAGAGAAGGAGUGAGGGAGGGAAAUUUAGGAAUGAAAGAUGGGUAGAAAAAAAGAUACAAGAGAAGGGUGUACAGAAAAACAAGAGGCAGGAACACAGAGGAGGGUAGAGGUUAAGAAUUAUACAAUGACGUAGUUAGCAGAACUUUAAUUAAUAAGUGUUUGUUGGCUCUGGGAACAAAAGCUAGCGUCUGCUUUUCAGAGUGCAGGAAACAUAACUCAAAUACUUGGAGUAAAUCAGCAGUUCAGCUGCUUGCAAAACUGGAAGCAACAAGCUCUUCAUUUGCUGUUUGGUCGUCAUGCUAGCAGAAUAAUUUUUUUUGUGAGGGAGAUAUAGAGAUAAAAGCAAAAAAUUACAGGUGUUAUGAGCCUUUGUCUGCUGUGAUGAAGGAGUUUUCAUCUUGGAUUGUUGAAUGUUUUAAUAAGAGGGUGAUAAAGAACAAGAAAAAUGCUUAGAUUUAAUCUAAACUUGAAUGAUUUACUGCAUUAGAAUUCAAGGAUGUUUUUAAGUACCUUGACCACAGAUCACAGUAUAUAUUUCAUCCAGGUAGUCCUUCAGUAUAAUGAACAGUAAACAAUGUAAAUGCUGCUUUUUUCCCCUUCAAAGCAGAUGACUUAUCUCUGUCCCCUUUCUACAUAGAUGUCAAUGAGUGUGAACGACCAGGCAUCUGUGGUCCAGGCCAGUGUUACAACACCAUCGGGAACUACACCUGUAUCUGCCCUGUGGACUACAUGCAGGUCAACGGCGGGAACAACUGCAUGGGUACGUCUGCCUGCUUACCCUGAAACAUCAGCAAAAGAGCAGUAAAAUUCAUUUCAGUUACGAUUUAAUACAUCCGUCUGUGUUCAUGAAACCCACACAGACAUGAGAAAGAGCUACUGCUACAGGAACUUCUACUCAGACAAUCGGACAUGUGAUGGAGAGCUGACCUUCAACAUGACCAAAAAGAUGUGCUGCUGCUCCUACAACAUUGGGCGUGCAUGGAAUAAACCCUGUGAACAAUGUCCUGUGCCAAGCACCGGUGAGAUCACACACAUUCACACACACACUCUCUGAUAGACAGGUGUAAAAAAAUAGAAAUACUGAAAAAAAGAGCUUUUACCUUCAUGUCUUCUCAGAUGAUUUUGCAGUCCUUUGUGGCAGCGAGAGACCAGGAUAUUACAUUGACAUCACCACAGGACGCGUCAUUGGUAGGAUUUUUCCAUUAAAAGAUAGAUGAGGUGAACAUGAAAGUGUACUCUGCUCUUAAACUGUUUUCUCUUCUUGUGUUAGACAUUGAUGAGUGCAGGGAGAUCCCAGGUGUGUGUGAGAACGGAGUGUGCAUCAACAUGAUUGGCAGCUUUCGGUGCGAAUGCCCUAUUGGCUUCAUCUACAAUGACAAACUGCUGAUAUGCGAAGGUAAGGCCAGCGCUUCAUAAACUUUUGCUGGAUAACUCAAAAUCACAUGAAUUCCUUUGUCAAAUUUCUGAGGUUUCUUGUUUGAGUCUUAUAACACCUCUGCUGUAUUUAGAUAUCGAUGAGUGUCAGAAUGGACCUGUGUGCCAGCAGAAUGCAGCCUGUCUGAACAUGCCUGGAAGCUACCGCUGCGAGUGUAAACCUGGAUAUCGCUUCACCCCGACUGGACAGUGUCAGGGUAAGGCUCUGUUUAACCAAGUCAUAAAAGUGUCAGCAGCUCUCAGAUUAGAGAGUGCAAGAUCAACUCAACUUGCCGUAGUUAAGUCAACUCCUAAUGACCUUAGAGAAGAUUAUACAGAAUAAGUGGAUGCAUUGAGCAGGAUUAUAGAAAAGAUUAGAAGAGGCUGUCAAAAAGCAGACUUCUCCGUACUUCCUGUGGCCUUCUGCUUUCCUGUCUCCAAAAAUAAAACACCAGAGGCAGCAUAAUGAGAGUCAGGCUACAGAUAAAUUUUUCAUGGUGGGCUUAUUAUGAGGGAAAAGCUGUUGCUUCCUGCUCUUCAUGAAUCCCCUAGAACACAAAAACAUGUUCGGACUCUUUUAUUAAAAGUUUAAUAAUAAGGAUGUUCACUUCAGCCCCAUGCAAUAUUAAUUUGUCGUUACGUAACAGCGUGGACAGCAGCUUUUCUUUUCUACAAAGUAACACAUGCUCAUCCUAGUGACUGUUUGCAUAAGGAACAAAUCUUUUUAAAGUCAUAUAAUAGACACCUGUCUGAGGAAUAAACACGUUAAAAAAAUCUUUUGAGAUGAACAAUCGAGUGAAAUUUCACAAGUGUUUUUGUGUCAUGUGUUUAAACUUGCCCAAAGACAGAAGACUGCCUAAAGAUUAGGUGUUUGUUUGUUCUUCACUAUUUCAGUGACAAAUUGGUGAUUAAGGAAAGGAGAGAAGUGCUAAUGCUGACUGGCUUAAAAUGAUAUAUAAUCAUGCAAGAGUCAUGUGAGAGAUUGAUGGGAGACACCAAGUGAUGGACUGUCAAACAGGGUCAUCAGAGGGUUUCUCUGGAGAAUAGAAGAAAGUAUUUUGGUAUGAAUAUAUAUUAAGAUGGGAAUAGAGUUGUACACCAAGAUAAAUAAGUUAAGGUUUUAACUCUACAUUAGCUUUGAUAAUUCUAAAUCAGUGUAGGAAAUACAGGUUUGUAUCAAAGUAACUCAUCACAGAAUUUUGUGACUUGGUAAAAUGGCUUUUCUUGUUUUUGCUGUCAUUUGACUGAUCAGUGCUUUGUGGUUUGACCCUGAAUUUUAUCCAGUGUAACCAUAAUUAACUCUCACUUGUAGAUCGUAAUGAAUGCAUUGAGAACCCUGGUGCAUGCAACCCUGGUCAGUGCAUUGACACACUGGGAAGCUACCGCUGCAUCUGUCCCAACGGCUUCAAAACAACAAGAGACCAGUCAAUGUGUGUCGGUAAGUUUUUUUUUUUUCCUAACUAUUUAGGUUAAAUUGAUCCAGAAGUGACACUUUAUUAGGGAGGCAAUGUGGUUACUCUCUGUCUGAAACUGGGAUGGUGUUUUCUGCUUUCAGAUGUGGAUGAGUGUGAGAGACAACCCUGUGGGAACGGGACCUGCAAGAACACCGUGGGGUCCUACAACUGUCUCUGCUACCCUGGCUUUACCAACUCACACAACAGCGACUGCAUAGGUGGGCACAUAUGUGGAUACAAGAGAAGCAAAGGAAGCUUCACAGUUGUAGUCCUCUUUGAUUACUCAUGGUUUGUUUUGCAUUUCUCAGAUGUUGAUGAGUGUUCGACGCAGAGAGGCUUGUGUCGAAAUGGCCAGUGCAUUAACACCGUGGGCGCCUUCCUCUGUGUAUGCCAUGAUGGCUAUGAGCUCAACUUAGAUGGCAGGAUUUGUACAGGUAAGAGUAAAUCGACUUCCCAGGUCUUAUUUUUUUGUUAGUCUAAAUGUAAUCACUUGUUUAAUUGUGUGUCUCUUGUUUGCUUCUCUGUUUCUCAGACAUAAAUGAAUGUGCGGUGAAUCCUGGUACAUGUGGUGCAGGAACUUGCCUGAAUCUGGAUGGCUCUUACAGGUGUAUCUGCCCACCUGGCUACUAUCUCCAUGAGGAAACUUGUGAAGGUAUAGCAGCCAAAAGGCUAUUUCUUUCUGCAUUGUGCAUAAUGAGCGUAAGCCAAAAGAAACAAACAUAUUUAUGCACAAAAUACAGCUUAAUCUACCAAUGCCUAGAUGAAAAUGAGAAUGAAUUACUUCCACACCUCCGCUGUCUAGCUGCUACAAAACCCCCUACUCUCCCUUUCACACGUGGGAGUGGGCCCAAGCCAGAUCACUUGAAUUGUUUAUACAAAGGGGCUGAUGAAGAGAUAUUCGGCAGACUUCAACACAUUCCUGCUUUGCGCUCUGUUCUUGGAAGCAGGGAGGAACAGUAUUGGAUUCUCAGCAUCAAUUACAGCAGCAGCUGGUCACUGUGAUGACUGAAAACGUGACAUAGAAGCUCUUCCAGAUGAAACGCCCUUUACCGAACUGUGUAUUAGUUGGACUGGAUUCUAUAUUAUCUCAAUAGGAUAGACCAUGACGUACCGGCGUGAUUUCAUCCCUGCAGUUCUGACAGUAGUUCAAGACAAAACUUAUAGUCAAUGAACUGUGCAGGGUGGAACUCUGAUGGUACAAAUGGGAAACAGAUUUUCAAAUUUGAUGAGGUGGCUGACAUUAUUUCUCUUUGUGUGUCAGAUAUUGAUGAGUGCUCCCAGUCUCCCGAGAUCUGCACAUUUGGAACCUGCUCCAACACUGAGGGAAGCUUCACUUGCUUGUGUCCCGAAGGCUUCCAGAUCUCAACCUCUGGACGCAGAUGUUUAGGUAAUUCUGUGCGUGGGUGUGUUUUGAGAGAGAGAGAGUGGGGGAAAGUGGCCAUGAAAGUAUCUUUUGCAUGAGGUUUGAUGUGCAAAGUGUAAAUACCAGUGUAUCUGUAUAGUCUAUCUCUGAGUGCUGGUAGAGACUAAGCAGCAGGCAAUAGUGUUAGACUUUUCCUGCCUUCUCAUGAUAGCACACUGUGUUCCAGCUGUUUCUGCUGCUGCCGCUGCCUCAACAAGGCCAGGGGUGGCUCUGAGCAGAUCACUUUUCCAUUUCCUCACUGCUGUGUGUUCGUGUUUGUGUGUCUGUGUGUGUGUGUGUGUGUGUGUGUGUGUGUGUUUAUGUACACGUGUGUUUUUGGGCUGGGUGGGGGAGCGCUGAGUCCUCUGUUAGGGAGUUCCCCCUCCAAACACUGAAGUGAUGACAUCAUCAGUUCAGAGAGGAGGUUUACAGUUUGCAUUUCACUUCUCUCUCCAGUGUCUGAGAGUUGGGGGAUAAACACGUGAAGCCUUCCCUGGGUGGAGGGCUCAGCAACAUGGGCGGUAAAAGAGAAAGAAUUUGACAAGGACAAACCCUGUCCCACUUAGAAAAUCAUUUGUGGGUCAUUGCGCAUUAAUGAUAUCACCAUUUCUUUCUGUUUAUCGAUUUGUAGGUUGUCUUUAUGUCAUCCCUGACCCCAAAACCUGUGAUUACCCUUUGUCAUAAAAGAAAUAGUAUGAUUUGUGAUUUAAGGCACACUGAAACUGUAAAUACCGUUAGAAAAAGUUUGUGCACAGUUUUUUAAAUAGUCCCUCACACAACAAAGUUUAACAAACUUGGAGUAUUGAUGCAACAUUAUGUAACACUUGUUAAAGUGGUGAUAAUGGUGAGUAAAAAAUAUGGACUUGUAAUCUUAGCAUUAGCCUCUAUAUGCUUUUGGUAACACUUAACCAUAACUUAUAAAUGGUAAAUAGACCAUUUAUAAAUGGUAAGCAGAUAGUUUAUUAAUGUUUAAUCAUCAUUUAUAAAUAGCAUUUAGACCAUUAAUAAAUUGUAAAUUUUACAAUUUUGAAAACCUAACCCUAACCCUAACUUUAGAAUAACAUUCAAAGUAAUGUUUAUAGAUGGUUUAAAAACCAAAUAUUAACCAUUUACAAAGCACCACUGACACCCAUUUUGCUCUAGAUGUUUUACAAUCAAUAUUUAGACCCUUUAUAAACCUUUAAUAAAUAGUCCAUUAAUAAUUAAUGAAAAUUAUUAAUCAUAAUUUCAUUGCUUGGUAAUGGUUAAGUAACUAUUAACUUACAUUAAUACAUUAUCUAUUUGCCAUUUAUAGUUGGUCUAAAUGCUGUUUUUAAAUAAUGCUUAAACAAUAAUAAAAUAUCUAUUUACUAUUUAUAAAUUAUGGUUAUUGUAAAGUGUUACCAUGCUUUUACACCAAGAAAGUUAUUCUGCAGCUGUGUAAGCCCUUCCUCUAUUGAGUUACUGAUUUUAAAUUUCAGUUGCAUUGGUAAACAUAAUAAUUUGUUAAUUAUUUUGUAAAUGGUUCUUAGCCCUAAUACAACACAACUUUUUCUACCUACCAGCAAUGAUUAAUUUGCAGCAUUUUUUUUUCACUAAAAUAAAUUGAAUUGAAUGAAUGCUCCUAAAGCUAAAGGAUGAAAAUAACUCAAGUUAAGGUGAAAUUUAACACAGCUACACACAUAAAUCAUGCACUCACACCUCUUGGAUCGAGUCCAAAGUAUGAUAAGUGUCUACACUCUGACUUUUGGGGGGAAAAAGACCUGUUAACAUUGUGUCAUGAUAGCAAUCUUUAAUUUGUGGAACAUAUAAAAGAAGAAUGACAGGUUAAUUAUGUGCUGAGUAAAUAGACAGGCUGUUGCUCGGUCAUUACCCAUGGUUCUGGGUCGAGGAUUAGUUCAUACCUGUGUUUUCUGGGUUUCAGCCAGAUUAUCAAAAAGCUUCGUUUUAACAUAACCAUGUUGCCCUGUAAAGAUCAUUAAAGGAAACACUAAAGGUGAUAUUCCUCAAUGAGGCUGAAGAAGGAUGAACAAGCCUGUUAGAUGGUGAAUUUGAAGGACAAUGAUUCCUCACUUGAAACCAUUGGUAAAAUUGGUCAAUAUUGGACCUCUAUUAGAUAUUAAAUUGUCGUCCACAUUUGUACUUCAUUUGGACGUGUGCAGAAUGAAAAAAAACUUAUUCUGCUCCUCCAGAUGACCUGAUUUCGAUGGCCAAUUUUGACCGCAAUUGCAUGUCAUGUCAACAUCCGAUUUGGACGUCCAUAAGAGGUCAGAAAUGGACGUCGAAAUGACUUCCGAAAAAGAUGUCAAAAAAACGUUCAUUCUGCACCUUCAGGAAACGUGAUUUAGACGUCGAAAAUUUUGUUAUAUUGACGUCAUUUCGACGUUGCAUUGCGCAGUGGGUUGUCUUGGUUUGUAUCACAGCUGGUUUGGGUUUCUUAAAGCUGUGGUUUGGCUGCAGGUUAGGUUCCAGGUUAGCUGCAGUUCAGCUAAACCUGUGCUGUUUUUUCAAAACGCAACCAGGUCCAGUUUAACAUUUCCACUGUUGGAAAUCACUGCAACUUAGCUUGACAGCUAGGGGACAGCACUCUUAAAAAAAAUUACAAAAAGCCAAAAACAAAAAAACAAAACAAAAACGAAAACAAAUGGGGACAGACAUGGGGAUGACAUGAAACAUCACUCCCUGGCUUGAAUUAUCAUUAGGAUGUUGCAAAAACAGUAUGAGGUAUGUGUCUCAACCACGAGACCACUAGGACUUCCCGAUUAAUGAAAUGUUUCAAAUUAUAAUGCUGUGGAGGUUUUGGAAAUUUCCAUAAUUAUCACCAUUAAACCAUAAAUAUCCACCACCACAUUCAGAUUUGUGUCACCACUCUCAGGCUAUUCGUUAUCACAGUGUUGAUUUAUUUAAGCCUCUCCUUCCUGUUUAGAUUUUGUUGUCAGUUAUCUUAUUUCAUUUAGCACGGUAUUCCAUCUGUGGUUUGAAAAAAGUGCAAGCCUUGAUAUUUCAGUGGGGCAUAUAGAACACUUGAACAUUUGUAUCAUAUAUUCAGGGUCAUAAACUACAAAAGGAGAAUGACACAUACACGUGCAGAUCCACAUGUGCAUGCACUCACACACACUUGCUCAGCAGCUGUGCACAAGGCGCCAUAAAUCUCUUUGCGGAAAGGCUGACAAAUCAGUUUCAUGGAAGAAAGUAACAUGACACUCUUUGACAUUCUCCUCAAAGCACCAGGUGUUCAUGUAUGUGAUCCUUGCCUCUGAGCCAGGUGUGUGUGUGUGUGCAUGUGUGUGUGAUCUAUGGUGGUCAAAAAGAUUAUUUGUGUUGAGUUCAGUGAAGGCCAAAGCUAGCAGGAGAGCACGGCCAUAUGCUUCUCAUUACAUGUAAGUGCCUGCCUCGUUCAGGAGGAACAAGAGCCCUCAGAAAAAGAGAAAGAGGGAGAGGGAGGGAGAAGAGGAUGGCAAACAACGAUCACUGACCAGGGCUGAUUAGACAACCUCUGUUCUGACCACAAAUACCCAAAAAGAUUUGAAAAACUGGGUCCAAAAGUUUAUUUCAAGUAUGCUCUUGUUAUGGUCAGUUUACAGAUGAGCAUAACUCUGUACUCAGGGCUGUCAUCUUCAUAUUUUGAGCAGGAGAACUCUGAUAAACACAGCUUUGUUAAGAGUCCUUUUAGUCAGAGAAACAUUAACAAUUUCAUCAUUCAGACCUUUUGGAAUAUUGUUGGAAUUUGUACUCUAGAAAACACUUGUAAGACUCUAUGAUGGAGAUGAUUUAAUGCCACACUACUGGUUACCAAAGGAGCAAGUCUUCGUCAAGCUUUUGAUUUGAAAGAAAGUUAAGUGGUGAGAGAAAAAACAACAAACAUGUUGUGCAAUACUUCUCCCCCCUUACUCCUCUGAUUCCCUCUCAUUGUUUCUUCCAGCCUGUCUCUCAUUUAUCACAUUUUUCCUCCGUCUGUUGGUUAACCCUUAGAUAUCCGAGUGAACUACUGCUACACCAAGUUUGAAAAUGGGCGCUGCCAAGCUCCGAAGCCUCAAAACACGUCCAAGGAAGUGUGCUGCUGCACUGGAAUGCCUGGUCAAGGCUGGGGAGACCCUUGUGAAAUCUGCCCCACCAAAGGACAGGGUGCGCCCUCUUCAUAUCUCAUUGACACACACAUUCACAUGAUAAUAGUGUUGGAGCUGUAUUCAUGACUUUUUCAACCUUAUGCUUUCAGAGGCGUACUCUCUUCUCUGUGUCAAGGAGGGAUAUCAACAGGGGACAGACGAUAAUCCAAAAGGUGUGUGUAUUAUGAACACUGAAUCUUUUCUGUUCCGUUUGCCAAUCACAAGUGUUGGGUGUUAUUCACAUGGUGUUGGUGUCUCUUUCACUACAGAUGUUGAUGAGUGUCUCAAUGACCCUUGCACAAACGGCCAGUGUAUUAAUACAGAUGGCUCUUUCCGCUGUGAAUGUCCCAUGGGAUACCGUCUGGACCUGAGUGGAGUCACAUGUGAAGGCAAGUUUAACCUCUGUUUUGUUUUACUUUGUCUUCUCAUAUUUUUUUCCCUUGGUCUAACCUCCCCACUGAUUGAUUUAACUGAUAUUUGUCAUUAUACAAUUAAACCAUCUGUACAUGAUAAAGUUUCUGAAACUUUUUCCACAGACACUAAUGAGUGUGAGAUUGGUAAUCCCUGUGGCAACGGAACAUGCACAAAUGUCGUCGGCGGGUUUGAGUGCGCAUGUGAUGAUGGCUUUGAGCCUGGACCAAUGAUGACCUGUGAAGGUAUAAGAAGUUAGAUCUGCACACUCAAGUCUAUCAUACAUUCUCUGUGAACCUGUUCUAUGACUAUAAGUCGUUGUCCUCUGUUACCUCUUCAGAUAUCAACGAGUGUGCCUCGAAUCCUCUGCUGUGCGCCUUCCGCUGUGUUAACGUAAUGGGCUCGUACGAGUGCAAAUGUCCCACUGGUUAUGUGCUGCGUGAAGACAGGAGGAUGUGUAAAGGUACCACAGAUAGAUGACUCAUGCACACACUCAGCUGUAUAAGCCAUGGUCCAUUUACUGGCAAGUGUUAGAAAAUAAACCAAUUACCUCAUGGAGACAUGGUCUCAUCCAUAAAGUUACAUAACGCACUAUCUCUGAUCCUCUGUCUCUGAUGAACUUAAAACACUCUCUGGAAACAGUAACUGGCAGAGUCACUGUUUACACCUACGCUCUCUGAGAUAGCCCCAACACCAUGGCAACGGUUGUAUUUGGAGGGAAGUGCAGAAACAGGAGGAACUUGUAACUGUCUGUAGCCUCUCUGUUUAUAUUAGCGUUCCAAACACAUCACGGACCCUCUUACUACAUGUCUGUUAGCACUAAAGAGCUCAAAGAUAGGAUUGGGCAGUUACUUCAAACUGUGGAGUGCUGCUCAAGUGUCUGUGUUACAUCACUGGUUGAGUUGCAUUCACGUGGACUUCUCUUUACUUUUUUGUCCCCUUGCUAAGUUGUUAUUGUGUUUGUUUGUUUUUCUAGAUCAGGAUGAGUGUGAGGAUGGUAUAGACGACUGUGCCAGCAGAGGCAUGACCUGCAAAAAUCUGAUUGGUACAUACAUGUGCAUCUGCUCGCCUGGAUACACACGUGCGCCCGGCGGGGAUGGUUGUAUGGGUAAGAUCAUCCCAUAUAGAUCUUAACUGUAUGAAUUAAUAAACUGUCAUUCUGUUUCAUAGCCUCAAUUCUCAGCCUUGGAUGAAAUCAACCUUCAUGAUAACUUUGUCUCGUUAGUUGAUAACCUCUCUUUACAUUCAGAUCACAGCAAAAUAGCUUUUUGACACUUCUUGAUCCCCUAAAUUAACUGAGCAUAAUCUCCUAACAGUCAAAUUUAUCAACCCAUGUUAAUGAAUUCGUAUGUGAAAACAGUGGCCUAAAAAAUUUGGGCUGCUCGGUUUGACCUCUAGCUUCUUCACACCAAACCAAGCAUGUUUAGCGGCAUAUUCACAAGAACUUUUUUUUCUAACACUGUCAUUUACAAUGUGUAUAUCCAUCUCAGAUCUGAAUGAGUGUGCAGCCAAACCAGGCAUCUGUAAGAACGGCCGUUGCGAGAACACAGUGGGGAGCUACCGCUGCAAAUGUGACAACGGAUUCAUAGCCAACCCCACGCAGACUGAAUGUAUUGGUAUGUAAAUUGCUCUUCACUUAAAUUCUGUUUUAAUUCCAUUUUUCUCAGCUGCAUCUUCCUGUUAAGUGCCCGCCUUUAGGAAAUGAAGUUCUAACUCAGAACAGAAUAUAAUAAUCUGCCUCUAUAUUUCAUACAUCCAUCCCUGACGUUAGACAUCUGAAAGGGAUAUAAUGCUCUGACAGACUGUUCAGGAUACCAACAAAAAAAGAAAAAAGAAAUGAUGUAAACUAUAGAAAUGUGUCUUUCCCUCUGACUUUUUUCCUUAACCUACUGAGUGUGUCAAAAUCUUUUUAGCCCAUAAAGUUUAAUAGCACAGAUGAAUGAAUUUUAUAUUUAAAUGUACAUGUUUUGUAUCUUGGUUAACUCAAGAAAAGCAGUCUUCCGUGUUAGUCUUCACAGUCUCAUUAUAAAAACAUGUCUGUUACUGUAAAGAUAGAGGCAAGGAAAUCCUUUUAGAGCCUUCCUCCCUAAUCUAAAUAUAUACUUUUGGAUAGACGCAAUGUCCCGAAUGCGGUCUGUAAAACUCUGUCUGAAAAGGGUGAGAAAAUCUCAGGGGAGACUCUGUAAGCUCUGAGGCUCUAUGACUAUCUCACUCCUUACAGACAGUAGUGAUAGAGCAGUGAGGGUUAUCUAUAUAUGUCUGGUUCUCUUAGACCAGGUCCUGUCUGGGUGGUUUGGUCUGAUUUCCUGUGGACCACCUCUCCUGUUGUCAGUUUGUCUGGCUCUCACGUUCCUUUUUCUCCCUUUUCCUUUCCUUCCAGAUAACCGUUCAGGUUUCUGUUUCACUGAAGUUCUGACCACACUGUGUCAGAUGAGCUCCAGUAAUAGGGCCACGGUGACCAAGUCAGAGUGUUGCUGUGAUGGAGGCAGAGGCUGGGGCUCUAACUGUGAACUCUGCCCACUGCCUGGGACCACCCAGUACAAGAAGAUGUGUCCCCUGGGGCCUGGGUACACCACUGAUGGCAGAGGUAUCUGACUUGAGAUUUAAUCAAAUAUUUAUGAAAUUUGAGAACUGAAAAUUACAUUCAACUAUUAUUGUUGCUGAUAAUGUCAAAGACAGUGUCUCUAACAUUGCCUUUGGUUGAAAAGAGUGAACGGGUUACAUUCAACAAACAACAAGACCAACUGGUUUCUCUUUAUUUCAGUAGCUUGCAGCAGAAAGAUGGAUUGAUUUUGAAAACCUCCUCUGGUUUUCAUCAAGCUGCAGCUUAAAUUUGAAAGUUUGCCUGCAGAAAAACAUUGCAAUCAUUAGCUUUGAUAUCAGCAGAUCAAAUCCUGAAGACAAAUGUAAAAAUGAAGUUUGAUCUUUUGUAUUAGAAUAUGCUUGUUUGUACAGACCAUACCUGCCAUUUUUUUAAAAACAGAUGGUUCUCACACACAACUGCACUGGUACCCUAACAGACACCAAAGCUUUGAAUUGUUUAAACAAUUCAUUGUUGGAUCAACUCAGCAAGUCUUAACUUCUGUAAGUCUCCCAGUUAAUAUCCUGCUUCAAAACCCUGAAGAUGAAAUGUUGCUUGAAAAGCAGCACAUCAAUAGUUCUGCUUGGUUGAUUUGUCAGCUGUAGUUUGUACACAUGGAAACACUAACAUGGUUCUUUAAAUUAGCUGUGUUGGGUGUUAAAUGAGCAGAUGGUUGUCAUCUGUUGUAAUAACUGCAAAGCAUUGAUUUGUACUGACAAGGGGAAAAAAAUCAAUGCUUUGCAUGUGGCUUGAUACUUGACACAAGACUGAUAAAUAGCUAAAUGUGAGCAGAACAAUUUUUCCCUGAGGUUGGGCGGAAUUAGGGCAAACAGCUGUUUUUCACUAUUAAAAUCCAGGUCUUGGCAGAUAAAUCUCUCGGAGGAAUCCAGACUUAAGGCGCACACUCCUAUUCCUAAUCAGUUAUUCAACUGGUAAUUCACUUGUGAUGAGUUUUUCUGGAGCUUACUUCAUUUUUUUCUCCCCAGAUAUUGAUGAGUGUCGUGUGAUGGGAAACUUGUGCAAGAACGGUCAGUGUGUCAACUCCUUGGGUUCUUAUACCUGCACCUGCAAACCUGGCUACACCAAUGACAUCAGCAGCACACAGUGUGUGGGUAAGGUUCAUUUUCACCUUCGAUUUACACUUAAUGAACUCUUUUCCUACCAUACCUACCUCCAGCUCUCAUUCCUGCUGUCUAGUAAAGAGGUGAAACUACGUGGGUGGACAGCCCACAUUCCCCUGAAAAAUGCAGCUCAAGUCUGUCCGUCUCAUCAUCUCCCCAUAUGGAAUUUCUGCUCAGGAUAAACUUUCUGUCUCUGUCUCUCACUCUUUCUGUCUCACCCUCUACUAACUCACCGUCUCUUUUCUAGAUGUGGAUGAGUGCAUACAGGCACCAAAGCCUUGUAACUUCAUCUGCAAGAACACAGAGGGAGGCUAUCUCUGUUCCUGCCCCCGUGGAUACAUCCUACAAGAAGACGGGAAGAGCUGCAGAGGUGACACACACGCAUAUCAGUUUCAAAACUUUAAGACAAAGCAUUUGUCGCACUUAGAUACAGUUGUGCUCAGAUUUUUUGAGCUCCAUUGCAUGCUCUUGCGAAUGAGAAGGACGCUUCUCCUUUGAGGACAAGCAGCAGGUACUUGGCCGUGGGACAAAUUUCCCUCUGCAGACGAUAAAGUUUAAGUAGAAGUUCUUGCUUGACUUGGUUUCCAGGUUAGAGCAGCUGUUGUGCUGAGUGGGCCGGGCCCUCUGCCAGUGCUCUGCUCACUGUCCCAAGACGCUCCAUUUGGCCUGCUGUGUCCACAUGCACGUGUUAGCUCUUGAACGUGUACCCUACAUCCAGAGACUGUGAAACACUGCAUCUGGCCCAGUUGCUGUUUAUCUGGCUUGUUUGUGAGUCUAAACAAGCGUGCACAUAGUGUUCAGAUUUUGGGACUCCUUUUAUCUUUAUUUACGUUUAAGGUUUCCCCCUCCACAGUUCCCCUCAUUGUUUCCGGUGUCUGGUUCAUUUGUAGUUCAUUUGUAGGUCAGUGACUGUAGAAGGACUGGAAUUUGACUCACAGAAAAGAUCAGCCCCCAAACAGAGGUUCAGACAGUGAUCCGACACAGACCCACCCCAGAAUUUUGAAAGCACAAUAACUACCAAAGAGGUCAAGCCAGUAUGCUAAUGAACUUUUUCUUUCACAGACCUGGACGAGUGUUCGACCAAACAGCACAACUGUCAGUUCUUAUGUGUCAAUACCAUCGGUGGGUUCACCUGUAAAUGUCCUCCUGGCUUUACCCAGCAUCAUACUGCCUGCAUUGGUAAGUAAACACAUGAACGUACAUUUGUUAGGUAUUCAAAUACACUUGGAUUUGUAAAACUCUUCACACAGCUGUCUGACAUUCCCAAAAAGCAACCAGCUUCAAACUUGACUUCUCUCCAGUGUUAUAUCCUAUCAAAUUCACACAUGCUCUCUAAGGUUGUAUUUUCUCAUGGUAUUUCCCAGCCCAGGAUAUUCUCAAGGACUAUCUUGUCAAACCUUUACUCACUCUUGUUUAGACGUAAUGGACUCCGGCUGAUAUCACACUGAUCUUAUUAGGCUGGACUGGUCAGGAGUCAUGGCAGCUUAGCAUCGCUUUGUUAUGGAACGUUGCAGUAGAGCGCCAUGACUACCGAAAACAUUAUUUUCCAGACUAUAAAGCAGCUUCUAUGACCUCACAUCAAAUUAGGGACAGGGAACCCUUUUUUAAGUUUUAACGAAAGGAAUAUUCCCAGACAAAUGGCAUGGAGUAGGUGUGGAUGUGUUUUUAAUGUUGGACUAGGCUCCAUGGUGGUGACAUGGAGCACUUGUUGAACCCAUGCUUCCAAAUGUAACACCCAUACUCCUUCACGGCACGUGCCUGUUGGCCAAAACAUCAUUAUUGAAUAAGCACUUUCUCAGAAGCGUUUUAGACACAGUUUGGAGGUUCUUUUCAGAAAACCCCAAAUCUCCUCCUUUGUGCUGCUGCCAUAAGAAAGAGUGUCCUUAUCCAGUUUAAUAACAAUAAUCCUUCAUUUAAAGCAAGCACAUGAUGGUGCUUAUAAAGAGAAGGCUUUCCUGCUAUGCUAAGUCCUGUGUUAAGCAAAAAUUUUAAAUGAAAAAGUUUUAGGUACACAGCAAUAGAAACUUUUAAAAUCUGCUCAUUGAUUAAAACAGGCAUCUCCACUUUCAUCUCAAUUGCAUGAUACCAUCAGGCACAUGAUUGUAUUCUGUUUUUUAUAGAUUUUUGUCACAUAUCUGUGUUGGAAAUUAAUUUGACUGCAGAAUCACAUCACUUCCUUGUUCCCAGUAAGAGUAAAGCUUAUGUUCUUAUAGUUUUUACGCCUUUAGUAAUAAGUCCUGAAAAACAAUACACAGAAGUAGAGUAAAAACGUUGAACCCUUGUAAACAGCAGUGCUCCUAAUGUCAAGGAAAGUCAGAAGAUAAAAACAAACAAUACAGAAUAGAAUGAAAAAUACAGUACGUACAACAGGUGUAAUGUAAGAGGCCUUCUCUGGGAAAAGCUCACAAGUGGAAAUCCAGUUAAAAUGACUUUAUCAAAUCACUAAUGCUUCAUGUUUUAGUAUGAGAUUAAAUCAAUGACCAAGAGAAUUCUGAGUUUGUGUCAGCUGAGGUAACUUAAGCCAACAGUCCAUCAUGUCCUGACCUUUUUUGACACUCCAAUCUUAGCUGUCCCCAAAUUCAUGGGUGACUCAUCAAAUCCAAAUUGGGGCUAUAAUCAGCCUUUGUAUAAUGUUUCCUGUGUAACCCUUGUCUGAACCUCCUCUCCUCUCAAUGUAGACAACAAUGAAUGCGCAUCAGACCCCAAUCUGUGCGGCUCCAACGGUGUCUGCCAGAACACUCCGGGAAGCUUCAACUGCGAUUGCCAGCGAGGGUUCUCAUUAGAUCCGAACGCACAAACCUGUGAAGGUCUGCAAACAAUUCAUCCAAAACUCAAGUCUCAACUCAUUCAGCGCAGAAAAUAGUUUAUUUAUGUGAAUGUUUGUUCUUGACAGAUAUGGAUGAGUGUGAUGGUAACCACAGGUGUCAGCAUGGCUGUCAGAACCUCGUGGGUGGAUACAGGUGCAGCUGUCCACAAGGCUACCUGCAGCACUAUCAGUGGAACCAGUGCGUGGGUGAGUAAUACCACUGCUCUUUUUAUCAGCAAAUAUCAAGAUUCUUUCCUUUACAGGCAUCCUGGUUCUUGGUUGACAAAGUAUGUACCAUGCAGCCUCUAUGUUCUGGGUUAGGGCUUGGCCUGGAGCCUUUUUUUAAACAAGUUAUCCAUCCUUCAUCUUUUUCCUGCCACUCUUUGAAUAUAAAUACAUCCAAAGUGUUUUCCUUUCCCUUAACCCUGCUCUUAUUGUGGUAAGGUCAUGGGAAAAGGAAAUGAUAUGUCAAGAAUAAAUGCCCGACAUCCUCCUUUAAAACCUGACAAACAUCUGCUUUGUUUACAAUACUAUGUAUGCACACUCAAUUAAUAAAAAGACAUGAAAAAACAGGAACUGUAAGGGGAACAAAAGAGACCUAAGGAGGCUAAUGGAAAUAUCUCACUUGAACAGAGUAGAAGGAUAAUGAAGGAGAGGUAAUAUGGAAUAAAAACUAGUUCAGCCAGAGAUAAAAUACAGAUUGUAUGGUAUUAUGCCCCUCCAUGGAUACUUCAAAAUAACAAGCUUCUGUUUGUUAAACCUCUGUUUGGAGCUUGACCGUUACCCGGCACUUACACUCAUGGCAGACUUUCCCAGUAUUGUUUGUGCCCUUUAACUGGAAUGACCUCUUUGUUUGUAUUCUUCCCGUCAACUUCCUGUCACCCAGAUGAGAACGAGUGCCUGAACAGCCAGAUCUGCGGUGGGGCGUCAUGUCACAACACUCUGGGGAGCUUCCGCUGCCUCUGCCCCACAGGCUUCAACUAUGAGCAGACGAACGGCGGCUGCUCGGACAUCAACGAGUGCUCCACCACCCAGAACCCCUGCAAGUUUGGCUGCUCCAACACGGAUGGUGGUUACCUCUGCGGAUGUCCACCCGGUUACUUCCGUGCAGGACAGGGGUACGUCAGUAAAUGCUGUGGUGUGAAAACUUGUUGAGAAGAUGUUUCUGGUCGACUGACGGCUCGGUCAAUGUUUUUAGGCACUGUGUCACAGGUCUUGGCUUUACCAGCGGGGGCACCGGCACUGAACAAGGAGGUGAAGACGAGGAGAACUCUCUGUCUCCUGAGGCCUGCUAUGAGUGUAAGAUAAACGGGUAUCCCAAGAAGGGACGCAAACGCCGCAGUGCAGGUUCAACACAGGAGGAAGAUCCUCAGGAAGACAAGCAGGUACAGAAAGAAGGGUCGGCCAACUGAUGUAUGUGUGUGGUCCAAGCAGGGGUUUUACUGGCUUAUUUCAGUCAUUUUUGACCCAGUAUGCAAAUUGGGUGAAAAAGUGAAAAACAAGAAGGCAACCACAUUAAUCUUCUGUGUUGUGUUGCAGUUUUAAGAAAGGCCUCACAAGAUGAUGUGCUUUUGGUUCUGUGUCUUACAUUCACUUCAUUUAUAAGCACUAUGUUUGUAUUCUGCAGCUGACUGAACAGGAGACGAUCAGUUUGGCCAGUGUGGACGUUGAGGACAUCCUGCAGUUCCACCUAAACAUCAGUGACCUUAGCACCCGUGACCACAUUCUGGAGUUCACCCCAGCGUUAUCCACCCUCAGCGACCACGUGCGCUACAGCAUCGACUAUGGAAAUGAAGACGGCUACUUUAAGAUCAACCAGAGAGAGGGUGUCAGCUAUCUGCAUCUGAACAAGAAGAAGGCCCUCCCACCCGGGGCGUACUCCUUGCAGAUCAGCAGCAUGCCGCUCUUUAGGAAGAAGGAGCUGGCUGAGAUGGAGGACCGGCACGAUAAAGACUACCUCACAGGACAGCUGGGAGACAUACUGAAGAUGAGGGUGCAGAUUAUCCUCCAUUAACCAUCAUGAGACUGAGACAGGCAGAUGUUGCUGGGAGCUGCUGAUCCAGCGUCAGGCUCACACUUCCCCAAAGGCCAAACAUCUCUGACUCUGGAUCAGUGGUUAGGAACAACUUCUCCAUAACUGCUUGCUCCAACAAGGAGAAGAGCUCGCCACCAAAGAGACAAGAAGGGGGUGGGGGGGAGGGACUGCGUCAUUUGAUUGCCAAAGAUGGUUCUACAUGUCAUUAAUACAAUUUCUGGGGAAAAUGCCAGCUGAAUGGUGUGGUAUGAAAGAUUUCAGUGAAAUGAAGAGCAUAUUGUCUAGACACACAACACAAGCUUUGUGGGAAGCACUAUUUAUAGUGUGAAUGCCUUUCAGUUGUGGGGUUUUAUGUUGUAUGAUGAUAUGUGGAAUCAGGUGCCACUUUGCGGAGCAUGAGGACUGCAGGAAACUCCAAAACAAGAGUUUUUAAAGAACUCAGUUUAGGUGGAAGAAGAGGGUGAGUCCCAAUAGUCUGAAUAAAUUCAUUUUCCUCCCCUCCGGUGAAUGACUGAACAACCCUUGAUACAUGAAAGUAAACCCAUUUUCCUUUGCUUGAUGUUAAUUUAUGGAGUGAAACUUUGAAAAGAAGGUUAUGAGAACAGUUAGGAGAGGAAAGGAACCCACUAUGGACUAUUGAGAUGUAGCCAUGUCUGAGCUUGAAUGACUUCUACUGCAUAUUUAAACUAUGCUUUUCAAUCUUUUCUACUGACUAGAAUAUUUCAUAUUUACUGGUGCUAGCAACACAACCACAUAGACUUCUGAAUGCACUGUACUACUAUACAAAACUCUGUAGUCAACAAAAACAAUCCCAUCGGCCAUUCUGAAGAUUUCACGUCUUUGCAACAGUAACAGCUAGCUUCGUAGCCUGUCCGCUCUCCUCUAUACUACAUGUAAAUUGUGUUUAUACUGUAAUAAUCGAUGCCACUUUUAAUCUAUGAAGCAUUUGUAAACUAGAGGAAGCCCCUGGAAUAGAGGGGUUUGUAAUGGUGCUUAUAAUGACCAACUACUUCCUUUGUAAACUGUGUAUACAUACACACACCUGCACACACACACACACAAAACACACAUUGAUGAUGCCAAACCUGGGCCUUCAUGAUUAUGCACUGAGGUCUUCGUGGCCACACAUUCUCUCACAAGUACAAUCAGUGCUGCAUUGCCACAGACCAGCCUGACACCAGUCUGUGUUCUCUGUUCACAUCAGUGAGGGUUUAGUUGUACAUUCACAAUAAAAACAUAUUUUUGGUGUUGAUGUAGUCACUCCUCUUUCCCCUCACUCAAAUGUAAAUAUGAGCCAUUUUCUUCCCCUUGUACAUCUCUGUUAUGUUAAAGCCAGUAAAAUUGGGCCUUUAAUAUACUUUAAAAAAAUGGCCGAAACAGUAAUGGAACUGGGUUGAAAACUUGGGGUUUACUCAUUAGACUCCAAUGUUUCCUUGACCUGCACUGCCCC